This is a messenger RNA of Coregonus sp. 'balchen', 48884 nucleotides long. The record is from the annotation of a GenBank genome assembly. NCBI's taxonomy places the organism in Eukaryota, Metazoa, Chordata, Actinopteri, Salmoniformes, Salmonidae.
AUGUGGAGGUGAUCUGUGUGUCUCUGUGUGGAGGUGAUCUGUGUGUCUCUGUGUGGAGGUGAUCUAUGUGUCUCUGUGUGGAGGUGAUCUGUGUGUCUCUGUGUGGAGGUGAUCUGUGUGUCUCUGUGUGGAGGUGAUCUAUGUGUCUCCUGUGUGGAGGUGAUCUAUGUGUCUCCUGUGUGGAGGUGAUCUAUGUGUCUCUGUGUGUAGAUGAGAACGUGGAGGUGAUCUAUGUGUCUCCUGUGUGUAGAUGAGAACGUGGAGGUGAUCUAUGUGUCUCCUGUGUGGAGGUGAUCUAUGUGUCUCCUGUGUGGAGGUGAUCUAUGUGUCUCCUGUGUGUAGAUGAGAACGUGGAGGUGAUCUAUGUGUCUCCUGUGCGUAGAUGAGAACGUGGAGGUGAUCUAUGUGUCUCCUGUGUGGAGGUGAUCUAUGUGUCUCCUGUUUGGAGGUGAUCUAUGUGUCUCCUGUGUGUAGAUGAGAACGUGGAGGUGAUCUAUGUGUCUCCUGUGUGGAGGUGAUCUAUGUGUCUCCUGUGUGGAGGUGAUCUAUGUGUCUCCUGUGUGGAGGUGAUCUAUGUGUCUCCUGUGUGGAGGUGAUCUAUGUGUCUCCUGUGUGUAGAUGAGAACGUGGAGGUGAUCUAUGUGUCUCCUGUGCGUAGAUGAGAACGUGGAGGUGAUCUAUGUGUCUCCUGUGUGGAGGUGAUCUAUGUGUCUCCUGUUUGGAGGUGAUCUAUGUGUCUCCUGUGUGUAGAUGAGAACGUGGAGGUGAUCUAUGUGUCUCCUGUGUGGAGGUGAUCUAUGUGUCUCCUGUGUGGAGGUGAUCUAUGUGUCUCCUGUGUGUAGAUGAGAACGUGGAGGUGAUCUAUGUGUCUCCUGUGCGUCUGGGAGACGACCUGUUCCAAUAUUACACCAGACUGCUGGGCUUGCAACCGGGAGGCCAGGGAGGGCUCCAGAGGGCCACAGUAGGUCCAGAGGACAGAGGGGGAGGAGGGGCCAGGACCACCACCACCCAGGCCUCCUCCUGCACCAAACGCUUCACCAUCCUCAUGCCUGACGCGCUGGAAGACUUCCCGGUAAGAAGGACACUCAGCGGGUGCUGUGGCACACAUCACAUUUACACAUAACACAUAGACUACAUUUAAUAAUUGUACCAAAGAGAUUUUAUCCAUUAUAGAAUAAGGGUAGCCUCGCACGACCAUCCUGUUCUCGCAAGCUUACAUUCUGUUUGGCUAUGAAGUGAAGUGAAACCAAAGGAGUGCAGCGGUCAGGAUGGUGGAAUCAGGCAGCGGUCAGGAUGAUGGAAUCAGGCAGCGGUCAGGAUGGUGGAAUCAGGCAGCGGUCAGGAUGGUGGAAUCAGGCAGCGGUCAGGAUGGUGGAAUCAGGCAGCGGUCAGGAUGGUGGAAUCAGGCAGCGGUCAGGAUGGUGAAUCAAGCAGCGGUCAGGAUGGUGAAUCAGGCAGCGGUCAGGAUGGUGGAAUCAGGCAGCGGUCAGGAUGGUGGAAUGAGGCUAGAAUAAGGGUGCACCUGUCAAAAUGUUUUCUCUUGCUUAUUUGUACAUUUAUUGAAUUCAAUAAGUAAUGCAUUCCCUAUAGAUGUAAAAUUGUACCAGAGAUUUUAUUUCAUGACCGAAGAAUGUGCUCUCAAACUGUUGUUGACUGAGAGAGCAACAUUCCUUUGUGUGUGUAUUUGAAAAGUGCAGUUUGAAUAUGCUCCCCUAGGGGGCGCCAGAGGAGGUGUAGUUUGGUCUGAUCUGGGAGGAUAAUGGGAGGAUGCAGUGUACUGUACACUCUGAAACAGUUGCAUUUUAUUAAUCUGCAUCCGGCAUUUCUAUUACCUUCUAAUGAGUUUCAUAUUAAGACAUUUAGGAUAAUAAAUAAGGUAAACAUAUUAUAACUGAACGGAUACUAAUGUAUUCAUAAUUAAUUUAACAGUAUUAUUUCAUGGUUUCCUCGUUCUACUAGUUCUGUCCAAUGAAUAAUUAAAGAACAUUUUUAAUGGGAAUUUUGAAUUUCUGUUCUAGUUUAAAGGUUAAUUCAAACUGACUUAAUUGAUGCUGCUAAUUAAUCACUGAUGUUACAAUGUUAUGGGGGGAGAAGGGGCCUGGACCACCACAGUUAGCUACUUCCUCUACCCUCCGUUCUGUUAGGGGGAGAAGGGGCCGGGACCACCACAGUUAGCUACUUCCUCUACCCUCCGUUCUGUUAGUGGGAGAAGGGCCGGGGGGCACCACAGUUAGCUACUUCAUCUACCCUCCGUUCUGUUAGGGGGAGAAGGGGCCGGGGGGCACCACAGUUAGCUACUUCAUCUACCCUCCGUUCUGUUAGGGGGAGAAGGGGCCGGGGGACCACCACAGUUAGCUACUUCCUCUACCCUCCGUUCUGUUAGGGGGAGAAGGGCCGGGGGGCACCACAGUUAGCUACUUCCUCUACCCUCCGUUCUGUUAGGGGGAGAAGGGGCCGGGACCACCACAGUUAGCUACUUCCUCUACCCUCCGUUCUGUUAGGGGGAGAAGUGGCCGGGGACCACCACAGUUAGCUACUUCCUCUACCCUCCGUUCUGUUAGGGGGAGAAGGGGCCGGGGGGCACCACAGUUAGCUACUUCCUCUACCCUCCGUUCUGUUAGGGGGAGAAUGGGCCGGGGACCACCACAGUUAGCUACUUCCUCUACCCUCCGUUCUGUUAGGGGGAGAAGGGGCCGGGACACCACAGUUAGCUACUUCCUCUACCCUCCGUUCUGUUAGGGGGAGAAGGAGCCGGGACCACCACAGUUAGCUACUUCCUCUACCCUCCGUUCUGUUAUGGGGAGAAGGGGCCGGGACCACCACAGUUAGCUACUUCCUCUACCCUCCGUUCUAUUGGCCAAUGUGCAAUCACUAUUGAAUGAAGUGGAGGAGCUCCGUUUGAGACGAUCCUAUCAACGUGAUCUGAAGAACUGUAAUAUCCUAUGUUUUUCAGAGUCGUGGCUGAACGAGGACAUGGUAAAUAUAAAUCUUGCUGGACAGAACGGUGGCGUCGAGGAAGCUCAGGGGAGGGGGUGUGUGUCUCUUUGUUAACAACAGCUGGUACUAAUAUUAAGAAAGUCUUGAGGUUCUGCUCGCCUGAGUAAGAAUAACUCAUAGUGGGGCGGCAGGUAGCCUAGCGGUUAAGAGGGUGGGUGGGGGCAGUAACCGAAAGGUCGCUGGUUCAAAUCCCAGAGCUGGCAUGGUGGGGGGAAAAAACUGCUGUUCUUCCCUUGAGCAAGGCAGUUAAUCCCCAACAACUGCUCCCCGGGCACCGAUCACAUCGAUUAAGGCACCUCUCUCAUUGUCACGCCCUGGCCUUGAGAGGCCUGUUGUCUUUAGUUGGUUUGGUCAGGGCGUGAGUUUCUAUGUUAUAUAUUCUAUGUUCUAGUUAGUCUAUUUCUAUGUUGCAGUGCUAGGUUGUGUGUUUCUAUGUUUGGCCGGGUGCGGUUCCCAAUCAGAGACAGCUGUCUCCCGUUGUCUCUGAUUGGGGAUCAUCCUUAGGUAGCCCAUUGCCUACUGUGUAUUGUGGGAUCUUGUUCCUGUCAGUCUGGACUUUGUUUCUUGUUUUGUUGUAUGUUUAUUGAGUAAUCAACAUGUACACUUUUCACGCUGCACCUUGGUCCGACCCGUCUCUCAACGUUCGUGACAGAAGAUCCCACCAAACGAGGACCAAGCAGCGUGGCCAGGAGGAGCAAACACCCGGGACACAGCGGGAGGCUACGUUGGUAGAUGUCCUCCUCGGUUGGGGGGAAAAUCACAGAGGAGGAGGCCGUCCGUUACGGUAAGGCAAUGAAGGAGGAAGCCCGGGUAGGAGAAGAUCAACGGCGACAUCAACGAAGCCGGCCGAAUUGGAAGCCCGAGAAGCAGCCCCAAGAAAAUUUUAGGGGGGGGGGGCUCACGGGGUGGACGACGAGGCAGCAGGAGGCCGGGAAAGGGCUGACUAGAGAGGAGGAGGCCGCUAUUCUAGAGGUCCUCCAAGACCUGCGGAUCGAGAGUCUGAGAGAGUAGGCCACCACGUUACGGGGGCUGUUAGAUCAGAGGGAGCAGGAGUUAUCCGUUCAGAGGGAGGCGCUACAGGAGGCUCAAAGGGAGAAGGAAGUAGUGGAGUCACGGAGAGAGGAGCUGGUCAGGCAACAGAAGGAGCGUGUGUUCAUAGAGGAACCUAGGUAUGCGGAGAUACGCACUGUGUCGCCAGUGCGCAUUCACAGCCCAGUGCGUCCUGUGCCAGCGCCCCGCACGUGCCGUGCGAAAGUGGGCAUCCAGCCAGGACGGGUUGUGCCAGCUGUACACUCCAGACCUCCAGUACGCCUCCACGGUCCAGUAUAUCCUGCUCCGGUUCUACGCACUGUGUCACCAGUGCGCCUCACCAGUCCAGUACGGCCCGUGCCUGCUCCUCGCACCAGACCAGUGGUGCGUUUUCCCAGUCCGGCCCGGCCCGUGCCUGCUCCUCGCACCAGACCUCGCACCAGACCAGGGGUGCGUGUUCCCAGUCCAGUACGGCACGUGCCUGCUCCUCGCACCAGACCUCGCACCAGACCAGUGGUGCGUGUUCCCAGUCCGGCCCGGCCCGUGCCAGCUCCUCGCACCAGACCUCGCACCAGACCAGUGGUGCGUGUUCCCAGUCCGGCCCGGCCCGUGCCUGCUCCUCGCACCAGACCUGUGGUGCGUGUCCCCAGGCCGGCCCGGCCCGUUCCUGCUCCUCGCACCAGACCUGUGGUGCGUGUCUCCAGUCCGGCUCGGCCCGUUCCUGCUCCUCGCACCAGACCAGUGGUGCGUGUCCCCAGGCCGGCCCGGCCCGUUCCACCGGUACCAGUCCAGCUCCGGUCAGCGGCUCCAUUCCGGAGCCAGAGAAAUCCGCUCCACCGGUACCUGAUCCAGCUCCGGUCAGCGGUUCCACUCCGGAGCCAGAGCAGUCCGCUCCACCGGUGCCUAGUCCAGCUCCGGUCAGCUGCUCCACUCCGGAGCCAGAGCAGUCUGCUCCACCGGUGCCCAGUCCAGCUCCGGUCACCGGUGCCCAGUCCAGCUCCAGUCAGCGGCUCCACUCCAGAGUCAGAGCAUUCCGCUCCACCGGGGUCCAGUCCAGCUCCGGUCAGCUGCUCCACUCCAGAGCCAGAGCAAUCCGCUCCACCGGUGCCUGAUCCAGCUCCGGUCAGCGGCUCCAUUCCGGAGCCAGAGCAGUCCGCUCCACCGGGACCCAGUUCAGCUCCGGUCAGCGGCUCUACUCUGGGUCCAGACGUCAGCCCCUCUCCAGGGUCGUGGUCUCCCACACCAGGGUCCAGACAGGGCUUGGUGCAUCACGCACCAGGGUCCAGACAGGGCUUGGUGCAUCGCAGGGGGAUUGCCGAUCCAGGCCCAGACGUCAGCCCCUCUCCAGGUUCGGGGUCUCCCACACCAGGGUCCAGACAGGGCUUGGUGCAUUGUGGAGGGAUUGCCGAUCCAGGCCCAGACGUCAGCACCUCUCCAGGUCCGGGGUCUGAAAAUGCUCACUCAGUCCUAGUGGCCGGUGACUUUAAUGCAGGAAAACUGAAAUCUUUUUUUACCUAAUUUCAACCAGCAUGUCACCUGUGCAACUAGAGGCAAAAAAACUCACCUUUACUCCACACACAGAGACGCAUACAAAGCUCUCCCUCAACCUCCUUUUGGUUUAAUCUGAACAUAACUCUAUCCUACUGCUUACAAGCAAAAACUCAAACAGGAAGUACCAGUGACGCGCUCAAGCCGGAAGUGGUCAGAGGGAGAGGAUGCUAAGCUACAGGACUGUUCCGCUAGCACAGACUCGAAUACUGUAUGUUCUGGGAUUCAUCCGAUGGCAUUGAGGAGUUUAUCACAUCAGUCACCGGCUUCAUUAAUAAGUGCAUUGACGACGUCAUCCCCACAGUGGCCGUGCGUACAUAUCCCGACCAGAAACCAUGGAUUACAGGCAACAUCCGCAUUGAGCUAAAGACUAGAGCUGCCACUUUCAAGGAGCGGGACACUAAUCCGGACACUUAUAAGACGAACCAUCAAACAGGAAAAGUAUUACAUUUACAUUUUAGUCAUUUAGCAGACGCUCUUAUCCAGAGCGACUUACAUGAGCAAUUAGGGUUAAGUGCCUUGCUCAAGGGCACAUCGACAGAUUUUUCACCUAGUCGGCUCGGGGAUUAGAACCAGCGACCUUUCGGUUACUGGCACAACGCUCUUAACCACUAAGCUACCUGCCGCCCAAUUAUCAAUACAGUACCAAGAUCAAAUCCUACUACACCGGCUCUGACGCUCGUUGGAUGUGGCAGGGCUUGCAAACUAUUACAGAUUACAAAGGGAAACCCAGCCACGAGCUGUCCAGUGACAUGAGCCUACCAGAAGAGCUAAAUACCUUCUAUGCUAGGCAAGCAACACUGAACCAAUGCAUGAGAGCACCAGCUGUUCCGGACGACUGUGAGAUCACGCUUUCCGUAGCCGACGUGAGUCAGACCUUUAAACAGGUUAACAUUCAAAAGGCCGCAGGACAGACGGAUUACCAGGAUGUGUACUCAGAGCAUGGUCUGACCAACUGGCAAGUGUCUUCACUGACAUUUUCUAACUCUCUCUGACCCAGUUUGUAAUACCUACAUGUUUCAAGCAGACCACCAUAGUCCCUGUACCCAAGAACUCCAGGUAACCUGUCUAAAUUAUUAUCGCCCCAUAGCACUCACAUCUGUAGCUAUGAAAUGCUUUGACAGGCUGGUCAUGGCUCACAUCAACACCAUCAUCCCAGAAAACCUAGACCGACUCCAAUUUGCAUUCCGCCCCAACAGAUCCACAGAUGACGCAAUCUUUAUUGCACUCUACACUGCCCUUUCCCACCUGGACAAAAUGAACACCUAUGUGAGAAUGCUGUUCAUUGUCCACAGCUCAGCAUUCAACACUAUAGUGCUCUCCAAGCUCUUCACUAAACUAAGGACCCUGGGAUUAAACACCUCCCUCUGCAACUGGAUCCUGGACUUCCUGACGGGCCGCCCCCAGGUGAUAAGGGUAGGCAACAAAACAGCCAAACUGACCCUCAACACGGGGACCCCUCAGGGGUGCGUGCGUAGUCCCCUCCUGUACUCCCUGUUCCCCCACGACUGCGUGGCCGCGCAUGACUCCGACAUAAUCAUUAAGUUUUCAGACGACACGAAGAUGGUAGGCCUGAUCACAGACGACGAUGAGAAAGCCUACAGAAAGGAGGUCAGAGACCUGGCAGGGUGGUGCCAGGACAACAACCUCUCCUUCAACGUCAACAAGACAAAGGAGCUGAUCGUGGACUACAGGAAAUGGAGGGGCUGUAGAGGAGCAGGUCGAGGGCUUCAAGUUCCUCGGUGUCCACAUCACUAAGGAUCGAUCAUGGUCCAAACACACCAACAUAGUUGUGACGAGGGCACGACAACACCUCUUCCUCCUCAGGAGGCUGAAAAAAAUUGGCAGGGGCCCUCAGAACCUCAAAAGGUUUUACAGCUGCACCAUUGAAAGCAUAUUGACUGGCUGCUUCACAAAUUGGUAUGGCAACUUCUUGGCAUUCGACAGAAAGGUGCUACAGAGGGUAGUGCGUACAGCCCAGUACAUCACUGGGGCUGAGCUCCCUGCCAUCCAGGACCUCUAUACCAGGCGGUGUCAGAGGAAGGCCCUAAAAAUGGUCAUAGACUCCAGCCACCCAAGUCAUAGACUGUUCUCUCUGUUACCCCAUGGCAAGCAGUACCGAUGCACCAAGUCUGGAACCAACAGGACCCUGAACAGCUGCAACCCCAAGCCAUAAGACUACUAAACAUACUGUAGUUAGUUAAAUAGUUAACCAAUAGCUGCUGUUACUGUUUAUUAUCUAUCCUGUUGCCUAGUCACUUUAUCCCUACCUACAGUUGAAAUCGGAAGUUUACAUACACCUUAGCCAAAUGCAUUUAAACUCAGUUUUUCACAAUUCCUGACAUUUAAUCCUAGUAAAAAUUGCCUGUCUUAGGUCAGUUAGGAUCACCACUUUAUUUUAAGAAUGUGAAAUGUCAGAAUAAUAAUAGAGAGAAUUAUUUAUUUCAGCUUUUAUUUCUUUCAUCACAUUCCCAGUGGGUCAGAAGUUUACAUACACUGAAUUAGUAUUUGGUAGCAUUGCCUUUUUAAAUUGUUUAACUUGGGUCAAACGUUUCGAGUAGCCUUCCACGAGCUUCCCACAAUAAGUUGGGUGAAUUUUGUCCCAUUCCUCCUGACAGAGCUGGUGUAACGGAGUCCGGUUUGUAGGCCUCCUUGCUCGCACACGCUUUUUCAGUUCUGCCCACACAUUUUCUAUAGGAUUGAGGUCAGGGCUUUGUGAUGGCCACCUCAAUACCUUGACUUUGUUGUCCUUAAGCCAUUUUGCCACAACUUUGGAAGUAUGCUUUGGGUCAUUGUCCAUUUGGAAGACCCAUUUGCAACCAAGCAUUAACUUCCUGACUGAUGUCUUGAGAUGUUGCUUCAAUAUAUCCACAUAAUUUUCCUUCCUCAUGAUGCAAUCUAUUUUGUGAAGUGCACCAGUCCCUCCUGCAGCAAAGCACCCCCACAGCAUGAUGCUGCCACCCCCGUGCUUCACGGUUGGGAUGGUGUUCUUCACAAAAUAGAUUGCAUCAUGAGGAAGGAAAAUUUGGGAUUGGGAUGGUCGUUAUGUAUAAAAAUAAUUAUGCACUCACUAACUGGUUGGUUUACUCCUUGUGUUAUUAUUUUUUCUCUUUGCAUUGUUGGGAAGGACCUAGUAGGAAACUACAAAAAAGUAGAACUUAGUAAAAACUUUAGUAAAACAAAAAUGUGACCUACUAGCGUGGCUCAGGUUGGUUAGCCAGUGGCCAUAAUCGUUAAAUUCCAUCCCUGCAUGUACCUGUCUGGAGAGGUUAGAGAGGAAGGCCAGUAUCCAGAGGGCUGCCGGUCACAAGACAAAUAGACUUCUUCCUCUUCCUCUCCUCUCAUCUAGACCCACAACAUGUGUCUGUCCACGUUGUUGAAGUACAGCCCUCGGACCCUGCGACGCAUCCGUAACCUGAUCCAGGGCCAGCAGGCCUUCAUGGUGGGUGGUGUUACCCACUUAGAUGACCUGGCGGUGGCGGAUGAGCUGGGGGUUCCCCUCCUGGGGCCAGAGCCUGCUGUGGCCCAGCUCUACAGCACCAAGUCUGGAGGCAGGAGGAUCUUUACUGGCGCAGGGGUCACCGUGCCCCCAGGGCAGUGGGACAUAUACUCCUUACAACAGGUAUUCUUCUCUCUCUCUCUCUCUCUCUCUCUCUCUCUCUCUCUCUCUCUCUCUCUCUCUCUCUCUCUCUCUCUCUCUCUCUCUCUCUCUCUCUCUCUCUCUCUCUUUCUGUCUCUCUCUCUCUCUCUCUCUCUCUCUCUCUCUCUCUCUCUCUCUCUCUCUGUCUGCCUCUCUCUCUCUGUCUGCCUCUCUCUAAUUACAUUCAAAGGGCUUUAUUGGCAUGGGAAACAUAUGUUAACAUUACCAAAGCAAGCGAAAUAGAUAAUAAACAAAAGUUAAAUAAACAAUCAAAAAUGAACAGUAAACAUUGAACUCACAAAAGUUUCAAAACAAUAGAGACAUUUCAAAUGUCAUAUUAUGACUAUGUACAGUGUUGUAACCAUGUGCAACUAUCUACAAAUAUUUACAAAUAAAUUGUAUUUACUAUGGUGUUUGUUCUUCACUGGUUGCCCUUUUCUUGUGGCAACAGGUCACAAAUCUUGCUGCUGUGAUGGCACACUGUGGUAUUUCACCUAAUAGAUAUGGGAGUUUAUCAAAAUUGGAAGAAAAAAAAUUUGAAUUCUUUGUGGGUCUGUGUAAUCUGAGGAAAAUAUGUGUCUCUAAUAUGGUCAUACAUUUGGCAGGAGGUUAGGAAGUGCAGCUCAGUUUCCACCUCAUUUUGUGGGAAGUGUGCACAUAGCCUGUCUUCUCUUGAGAGACAGGUCUUCCUACGGCGGUCUCUCUCAAUAGCAAGGCUAUGCUCACUGAGUCUGUACAUAGUCAAAGAUUUCUCUUAAUUUGGGUCAGUCACAGUGGUCAGAUAUUCUGCCACUGUGUACUCUCUGUUUAGGGCCAGAUAGCAUUCCAGUUUGCUCUGUUUUUGUUUAAUUCUUUCCAAUGUUUAAAGUAAUUCUCUUUUAGUUUUCUCAUGAUUUGGUUGGGUCUAAUUGUGUUGUUGUCCUGGGGCUCUGUGGGGUCUGUUUGUGUUUGUGAACAGAGCCCCAGGACCAGCUUGCUUAGGGGACUCUUCUCCAGGUUAAUCUCUCUGUAGGUGAUGGCUUUGUUAUGGAAGGUUUGGGAAUCGCUUCCUUUUAGGUGGUUGUAGAAUUUAACGGCUUUAUUCUGUAUUUUGAUAAUUAGCGGGUUUUGUCCUAAUUCUGCUCUGCAUGCAUUAUUUGGUGUUUUACGUUGUACACUGAGGAUGUUUUUGCAGAAUUCUGCAUGCAGUCUCAAUUUUGUGUUUGUCCCAUUUUGUGAAUUCUUGGUUGGUGAGCGGACCCCAUACCUCACAACCAUAAAGGGCAAUGGGUUAUAUAACUGAUUCAAGUAUUUUUAGCCAGAUCCUAAUUGGGAUGUCGAAUUUUAUGUUCCUUUUGAUGGCGUAGAAGGCCCUUCUUGCCUUGUCUCUCAGAUCGUUCACAGCUUUGUGGAAGUUACCUGUGGCGCUGAUGUUUAGGCCGAGGUAGGUAUAGUUUUUUGUGUGCUCUAGGGCAACGGUGUCUAGAUGGAAUUUGUAUUUGUGGUCCUGGCAACUGGACCUUUUUUGGAACACCAUUAUUUUUGUCUUACUGAGAUUUACUGUCAGGGCCCAGGUCUGACAGAAUCUGUGCAGAAGAUCUACAGUGAGGGAAAAAAGUAUUUGAUCCCCUGCUGAUUUUGUACGUUUGCCCACUGACAAAGACAUGAUCAGUCUAUAAUUUUAAUGGUAGGUUUAUUUGAACAGUGAGAGACAGAAUAACAACAACAAAAAUCCAGAAAAACGCAUGUCAAAAAUGUUAUGAAUUGAUUUUCAUUUUAAGUAUUUGACCCCUCUGCAAAACAUGACUUAGUACUUGGUGGCAAAACCCUUGUUGGCAAUCACAGAGGUCAGACGUUUCUUGUAGUUGGCCACCAGGUUUGCACACAUCUCAGGAGGGAUUUUGUUCCACUCCUCUUUGCAGAUCUUUUCCAAGUCAUUAAGGUUUCGAGGCUGACGUUUGGCAACUCGAACCUUCAGCUCCCUCCACAGAUUUUCUAUGGGAUUAAGGUCUGGAGACUGGCUAGGCCACUCCAGGACCUUAAUGUGCUGCUUCUAGAGCCAUUCCUUUGUUGCCUUGGCCGUGUGUUUUGGGUCAUUGUCAUGCUGGAAUAACCAUCCACGACCCAUUUUCAAUGCCCUGGCUGAGGGAAGGAGGUUCUCACCCAAGAUUUGACGGUACAGGGCCCAGUCCAUCGUCCCUUUGAUGCGGUGAAGUUGUCCUGUCCCCUUAGCAGAAAAACACCCCCAAAGCAUAAUGUUUCCACCUCCAUGUUUGACGGUGGGGAUGGUGUUCUUGGGGUCAUAGGCAGCAUUCCUCCUCCUCCAAACAUGGAGAGUUGAGUUGAUGCCAAAGAGCUCGAUUUUGGUCUCAUCUGACCACAACACUUUCACUCAGUACUCCUCUGAAUCAUUCAGAUGUUCAUUGGCAAACUUCAGACGGGCCUGUAUAUGUGCUUUCUUGAGCAGGGGGACCUUGCGGGCGCUGCAGGAUUUCAGUCCUUCACGGCUUAGUGUGUUACCAAUUGUUUUCUUGGUGACUAUGGUCUCAGCUGCCUUGAGAUCAUUGACAAGAUCCUUCCGUGUAGUUCUGGGCUGAUUCCUCACCGUUCUCAACUCCACGAGGUGAGAUCUUGCAUGGAGCCCCAGGCCGAGGGAGAUUGACAGUUCUUUUGUGUUUCUUCCAUUUACGAAUAAUCACACCAACUGUUGUCACCUUCUCACCAAGCUGCUUGGCGAUGGUCUUGUAGCCCAUUCCAGCCUUGUGUAGGUCUACAAUCUUGUCCCUGACAUCCUUGGAGAGCUCUUUGGUCAUGGCCAUGGUGGAGAGUUUGGAAUUUGAUUGAUUGAUUGCUUCUGUGGACAGGUGUCUUUUAUACAGGUAACAAACUGAGAUUAGGAGCACUCCCUUUAAGAGUGUGCUCCUAAUCUCAGCUCGUUACCUGUAUAAAAGACACCUGGGAGCCAGAAAUCUUUCUGAUUGAGAGGGGGUCAAAUACUUAUUUCCCUCAUUAAAAUGCAAAUCAAUUUAUAACAUUUUUGACAUGCGUUUUUCUGGAUUUUUUUGUUGUUAUUCUGUCUCUCACUGUUCAAAUAAACCUACCAUAAAAAUUAUAGACUGAUCAUUUCUUUGUCAGUGGGCAAACGUACAAAAUCAUCAGGGGAUCAAAUACUUUUUUCCCUCACUGUAGGUGCUGCUGUAGGCCCUCCUUGGUUGGGGUCAGCAGCACCAGAUCAUCAGCAAACAGUAGACAUUUGACUUCAGAUUCUAGUAGGCCUUUUAUAAUGUCGUAUGUUUUUCCCCCAACCCCACUUUCCAUCAAUUUGUAUAGCAGACCCUCAUGCCAAAUUGAGUCAAAAGCUUUUUUGAAAUCAACAAAGCAUGAGAAGACUUUGCCUUUGUUUUGGUUUGUUUGUUUUUCAGUUAGGGUGUGCAGGGUGAAUACGUGGUCUGUCGUACUGUAAAUUGGUAGAAAGACAAUUUGACAUUUGCUCAGUACAUUGUUUUCACUGAGGAAAUGAACUAGUCUGCUGUUAAUGAUAAUGCAGAGGAUGUUCCCAAGGUUGCUGUUGACGCAUAUCCCACGGUAGUUAUUGGGGUCAAAUUUGUCUCCACUUUUGUGGAUUGGGGUGAUCAGUCCUUGGUUCCAAAUAUUGGGGAAGAUGCCAGAGCUAAGGAUGAUGUUAAAGAGUUUAAUUAUAGCCAAUUGGAAUUUGUGGUCUGGAUAUUUGAUUUUUUCACUUAGGAUACCAUCAACACCACAGGCCUUUUUGGGUUGGAGGGUUUGUAUUUUGUCCUGUAGUUCAUUCAAUGUAAUUGGAGAAUCCAGUGGUAGUCUUUAAUAGCUGAUUCAAAGUGUUGUAAUUGAUCAUGUAUAUAUUUUUGCUGUUUGUUCUUUGUUAUAGGGCCAAAAAGAUUGGAGAAGUGGUUUAUCCAUAUCUCCGUUUUUUUUGUGUGUUCCAAUUUUCCCAGAAGUGGUUCGAUCCCAGUAAAGCAAUGAAAAGAAUCAAGCAUCCCGGAAAAGUGUGAAAAAUAGCCCACGUUAACAUAUGUAGCUUAAGAAACAAGGUUAAUGAAAUCAGUAAUUUGCUAAUAACAGAUGACAUUCAUAUUCUGACAAUCUCUGAAACUCCCUUAGAUAAUACCUUUGAUGAUACAGUGGUAGCAAUACAUGGUUAUAAGAUCUACAGAAAAUACAGAAAUGCCAAUGGUGGAGGUGUUGCUGUUGAUGUUCAGAACCACAUUCAUGUAAAGCUUAUACAUUUUACAUUUUAGUCAUUUUAGCAGACGCUCUUAUCCAGAGCGACUUACAGUUAGUGAGUGCAUACAUUAUUUUUUUACUUUUUUAUUUUUUACUUUUUUAAACUUUUUUUUCAUACUGGCCCCCCGUGGGAAUCGAACCCACAACCCUGGCGUUGCAAACACCAUGCUCUACCAACUGAGCUACAUUAUAGAGGAUCUCAUGUUAAAUACUGUUGAAGUAAUAUGGCUACAGGUUCAUCUGCCUCACCUAAAGCCCAUUCUGGUGGGAAGCUGCUAUAGACCCCCAAGUGCUAACAGUCAGUAUCUGGAUAACAUGUGUGAAAUGCUUGAUAAUGUAUGUGAUAUCAAUAGAGAUAUAUACUUUCUGGGUGAUUUAAAUAUUUACAUCAAGCUGCCCACUCAAGAAAAAGCUUCAAACUGUAACUAGUGCCUGCAACCUGGUUCAGGUUAUCAAUCAACCUACCAGGGUAGUUACAAACAGCACCAACAUGUAUUGAUCACAUCUUUACUGAUGCUGCAGAAAUUUGCUUUAAAGCAGUAUCCAAAUCCAUCGGAUGUAGUGAUCACAAUAUAGUAGCCAUAUCUAGGAAAACCAACGUUUCAAAGGCAGAGCCUAAUAUAGUGUAUAAGAGGUCAUACAAUAAGUUUGUAGUGAUUCCUAUGUUAUUUAUGUUAAGAAUAUUUGUUGGUCCGUGGUGUGUAAUGAGGAGCAACCAGACGCUGCACUUGACACAUUUAUGAAAUUGCUUAUUCCAGUUACUAAUAAGCAUGCACCCAUUAAGAAAAUGACUGUAAAAACGGUUAAAUCCCCGUGGAUUGAUGAGGAAUUGAAAAAUGGUAUGGUUGAGAGGGAUGAGGCAAAAGGAAUGGCAAAUAAGUCUGGCAGCACAACCGAUUGGCAAACGUACUGCAAAUUGUGAAAUCAUGCGACUAAACUGAAUAAAAAGAACAUUAUGAAACUAAGAUAAAUGACAUAAAGAAUGAUAGUAAAAAGCUUUGGAGCACCAUAAAUUAAAUGUUGGGCAAAAAGGCAAACUCAGCUCCAUCACUCAUUGAAUCAGAUGGCUCAUUCAUCACAAAACCCACUGAGAUUGCCAACUACUUUAAUGAGUUUUUCAUUGGCAAGAUUAGCAAACUUGGGCAUGACAUGGGAGCAACAAACGCUGACACUACACAUCCAAGUAUAACUGAUCAAAUUAUGAAAGACAAGUAUUGUAUUUUAGAAUUCCAUAAAGUGAGUGUGGAAGAAGUGAAACAAAUUUUUUUGUCUAUCAACAAUAACAAGCCACCGGUGUCUGAAAACUUGGAUGGAAAAUUACUGAGGAUAAUAGCAGACGAUAUUGCCACUCCUAUUUGCCAUAUCUUCAAUCUAAGCCUACUAGAAAGUGUGUGCCCUCAGGCCUGGAGGGUUGCAAACGUAAUAAUCCAGGUAGAAUCAGGAAUUCCCCAGGGCAGCUGUCUAGGCCCCUUUACUUUUUUCAAUCUUUACUAACGACAUGCUAGUGUGUCUAUGUAUGCAGAUGACUCAACACUAUACACGUCAGCUACCACAGGGAGUGAAAUCACUGCAACACUUAACAAAGAGCUGCAGUUAGUUUCAGAAUGGGUGGCAAGGAAUAAGUUAGUCCUAAAUAUUUUAAACUAAAAGCAUUGUAUUUGGGAAAAAUCAUUCACUAAACCCUAAACCUCAACUAAAUAUUGUAAUAAAAAUGUGGAAUUUGUGCAAGUUGAGGAGACUAAACUGCUUGGAGUAACCCUGGAUUGUAAACUGUCAUGGUCAAAACAUAUUGAUACAACAGUAGCUAGGAUGGGGAGAAGUCUGUCCAUAAUAAAUCACUGCUCUGCCUUUUUAACAACACUAUCAGCAAGGCAGGUCCUACAGGCCCUAGUUUUGUCGCACCUGGACUACUGUUCAGUCGUGUGGUCAGGUGCCACAAAGAGGGACUUAGGAAAAUUGCAAUUGGCUCAGAACAGGGCAGCACGGCUGGCCCUUGGAUGUACACAGAGAGCUAACAUUAAUUAUAUGCAUGUCAGUCUCUCAUGGUUCAAAAUGGAGAAGAGAUUGACUUCAUCACUACUUGUUUUUGUAAGAAGUGUUGACAUGCUGAAUGCACCGAGGUGUCUGUUUUAAACUACUAGCACACAGCUCGGACACCCAUGCAUACCCCACAAGACAUGCCAUCAAAGGUCUCUUCACAAUCCCCAAGAACAGACUCUGGGAGGUGCACAGUACUACAUAGAGCCGUGACUACACAGAACUCUAUUCCACAUCAGGUAACUCAUGCGAGCAGUAAAAUUAGAUUUAAAAAAAAACAGAUAAAAAUACACAUUAUGGAACAGCGGGGACUGUGAAGAGACACACACAGGCACAGACUCACAUACACAUGAUAAGACACUCACUCUACACACACGUACACAUGGAUAUUGUAUUGUAAAUAUUUGAUAGUGGAGUAGUGGCCUGAGGGAACACACUAAAUGUAUUGGGUAAAGUGUUAUGAAAUAUAAUGUCAUGUAAUAUUUUAAAUUGGCAGCAGCUAAUGGGGAUCCUUAAUAAAUACAAAUCUCUCUCUCUUUCUCUCUCUCUCCUCUCUCCUCUCUCCCCAGCUCCAUGAAACCCUGGCCCAGCUGAUGACAGACCACAUGGAGGUGAGGCGCUGGCUCUUCAAGAUGGACUCUGAGAUGGGUGGGCGGGGCACAGCAUACUGCGAUGUGUCUCACCUGAGCUGCUCUACCUGGGCUCAGCAGGAGUACAGCCACCACAGUCCUGAACGCUGGAGGAAGGCCUGGGCUCAGGUAGGAACAAUCACAAUCUGCUACUCUAUCACCUAUCACACACUAUGACCUUUCACCUGUCACCUCAUUAUUAUAAUCACAGUCCUGAACGCUGGCGGAAGGCCUGGGCUCAGGUAGGGUGGAUCACCCUCUACCGCUGGAGCAAUUUAGGGGUUAAGUGCCUAAACUGCUCACAGUCUAGGAUUUGAAAACUAUACGGUCUCACGGUCUAGGAUUUGAUAACUACAACCUGCCGGUUUCCAACUGUUACAAUGUCCUAGUUAUAGAAGUACAGACCAUUAGUGACUCUUUCACUGCAUACGUCACUGUAAGGUCAGAGAGUGGCAUGUCCUGACUAAUAGUCAUCAAGGAGAAUGAAUGUCUUAUCUUAACUAAUAGUCUUAGUGUAGAUCUCUGUGGUUAAGUAUCCUCAUCCUCCUCCCUAGAGCCACAAACAGCAUUUAAUAAACGACACAAUGUACCGAAUACCAACAACCAUCAUCCAUUACUUAGGAUAAAGCAGAGCCAUUAGUUGGCUUUUAUUUGGUGAGGAGAACAGCAAGUUGUCUGGUUGAAUUCAUCCACUCACUCACUGUGAUAGACAGUGACAGGUUAGAGUUUACCUUAGAGACUGUUGCUCUUAGAAUGUUAGACAGUGACAGGUUAGAGUUUACCUUAGAGACUGUUGCUCUUAGAAUGUUAGACAGUGACAGGUUAGAGUUUACCUUAGAGACUGUUGCUCUUAGAAUGUUAGACAGUGACAGGUUAGAGUUUACCUUAGAGACUGUUGCUCUUAGAAUGUUAGACAGUGACAGGUUAGAGUUUACCUUAGAGACUGUUGCUCACUGUGUUAGACAGUGACAGGUUAGAGUUUACCUUAGAGGCUGUUGCUCACUGUGUUAGACAGUGACAGGUUAGAGUUUACCUUAGAGGCUGUUGCUCACUGUGUUAGACAGUGACAGGUUAGAGUUUACCUUAGAGGCUGUUGCUCACUGUGUUAGACAGUGACAGGUUAGAGUUGACCUUAGAGACUGUUGCUCUUAGAAUGUUAGACAGUGACAGGUUAGAGUUUACCUUAGAGACUGUUGCUCUUAGAAUGUUAGACAGUGACAGGUUAGAGUUUACCUUAGAGACUGUUGCUCUUAGAAUGUUAGACAGUGACAGGUUAGAGUUUACCUUAGAGACUGUUGCUCUUAGAAUGUUAGACAGUGACAGGUUAGAGUUUACCUUAGAGACUGUUGCUCACUGUGUUAGACAGUGACAGGUUAGAGUUGACCUUAGAGACUGUUGCUCUUAGAAUGUUAGACAGUGACAGGUUAGAGUUGACCUUAGAGACUGUUGCUCUUAGAAUGUUAGACAGUGACAGGUUAGAGUUGACCUUAGAGACUGUUGCUCUUAGAAUGUUAGACAGUGACAGGUUAGAGUUUACCUUAGAGACUGUUGCUCUUAGAAUGUUAGACAGUGACAGGUUAGAGUUUACCUUAGAGACUGUUGCUCUUAGAAUGUUAGACAGUGACAGGUUAGAGUUUACCUUAGAGACUGUUGCUCUUAGAAUGUUAGACAGUGACAGGUUAGAGUUUACCUUAGAGACUGUUGCUCUUAGAAUGUUAGACAGUGACAGGUUAGAGUUUACCUUAGAGACUGUUGCUCACUGUGUUAGACAGUGACAGGUUAGAGUUGACCUUAGAGACUGUUGAUCUUAGAAUGUUAGACAGUGACAGGUUAGAGUUUACCUUAGAGACUGUUGCUCUUAGAAUGUUAGACAGUGACAGGUUAGAGUUUACCUUAGAGACUGUUGCUCACUGUGUUAGACAGUGACAGGUUAGAGUUGACCUUAGAGACUGUUGCUCUUAGAAUGUUAGACAGUGACAGGUUAGAGUUUACCUUAGAGACUGUUGCUCUUAGAAUGUUAGACAGUGACAGGUUAGAGUUUACCUUAGAGACUGUUGCUCUUAGAAUGUUAGACAGUGACAGGUUAGAGUUUACCUUAGAGACUGUUGCUCUUAGAAUGUUAGACAGUGACAGGUUAGAGUUUACCUUAGAGACUGUUGCUCACUGUGUUAGACAGUGACAGGUUAGAGUUGACCUUAGAGACUGUUGCUCUUAGAAUGUUAGACAGUGACAGGUUAGAGUUUACCUUAGAGACUGUUGCUCACUGUGUUAGACAGUGACAGGUUAGAGUUGACCUUAGAGACUGUUGCUCUUAGAAUGUUAGACAGUGACAGGUUAGAGUUUACCUUAGAGACUGUUGCUCUUAGAAUGUUAGACAGUGACAGGUUAGAGUUUACCUUAGAGACUGUUGCUCUUAGAAUGUUAGACAGUGACAGGUUAGAGUUUACCUUAGAGACUGUUGCUCACUGUGUUAGACAGUGACAGGUUAGAGUUGACCUUAGAGACUGUUGCUCUUAGAAUGUUAGACAGUGACAGGUUAGAGUUUACCUUAGAGACUGUUGCUCACUGUGUUAGACAGUGACAGGUUAGAGUUUACCUUAGAGACUGUUGCUCUUAGAAUGUUAGACAGUGACAGGUUAGAGUUUACCUUAGAGACUGUUGCUCACUGUGUUAGACAGUGACAGGUUAGAGUUUACCUUAGAGACUGUUGCUCUUAGAAUGUUAGACAGUGACAGGUUAGAGUUUACCUUAGAGACUGUUGCUCACUGUGAUAGACAGUGACAGGUUAGAGUUUACCUUAUAGACUGUUGCUCUUAGAAUGUUAGACAGUGACAGGUUAGAGUUUACCUUAGAGACUGUUGCUCUUAGAAUGUUAGACAGUGACAGGUUAGAGUUUACCUUAGAGACUGUUGCUCUUAGAAUGUUAGACAGUGACAGGUUAGAGUUUACCUAAGAGACUGUUGCUCUUAGAAUGUUAGACAGUGACAGGUUAGAGUUUACCUUAGAGACUGUUGCUCACUGUGUUAGACAGUGACAGGUUAGAGUUGACCUUAGAGACUGUUGCUCUUAGAAUGUUAGACAGUGACAGGUUAGAGUUUACCUUAGAGACUGUUGCUCUUAGAAUGUUAGACAGUGACAGGUUAGAGUUUACCUUAGAGACUGUUGCUCUUAGAAUGUUAGACAGUGACAGGUUAGAGUUUACCUUAGAGACUGUUGCUCACUGUGUUAGACAGUGACAGGUUAGAGUUGACCUUAGAGACUGUUGCUCUUAGAAUGUUAGACAGUGACAGGUUAGAGUUUACCUUAGAGACUGUUGCUCACUGUGUUAGACAGUGACAGGUUAGAGUUUACCUUAGAGACUGUUGCUCUUAGAAUGUUAGACAGUGACAGGUUAGAGUUUACCUUAGAGACUGUUGCUCACUGUGUUAGACAGUGACAGGUUAGAGUUUACCUUAGAGACUGUUGCUCUUAGAAUGUUAGACAGUGACAGGUUAGAGUUUACCUUAGAGACUGUUGCUCUUAGAAUGUUAGACAGUGACAGGUUAGAGUUUACCUUAGAGACUGUUGCUCUUAGAAUGUUAGACAGUGACAGGUUAGAGUUUACCUAAGAGACUGUUGCUCUUAGAAUGUUAGACAGUGACAGUUCCUCCUGUCCCACUCUCAUGUCACGACACAGAAAAGACUGUUCAGUUCGUGUGUGUAUGUGCACUCUUCUACAGUAAAAAGACUGGUCAUCUUUGACUUAUUCCACAUUUUGCUGUGUUACAGCAUGAAUUCAAAAUGGAUGAAAUAUCUUUUUUUCUCUCUCACCCAUUUACUCACAAUACCCCAUAAUGGGAAAAAAAGAGAACAUGUUUUUAGAAACUAGCAAAUUUCUUGAAGAUGAAAUACAGAAAUAUCUCAUUUACAAAUAUCUCAUUCACACCCCUGAGACAAUACAAUGUUAGAAUCACCUUUGGCAGUGGUUACAGCUGUGAGUCUUUCUGGGUAAGUCUCUAAGAGCUUUUAACACUUUAAAACAAAAAACAAAAAAAACAAAAAAAUUACCCAUAUUGUAAAGUGCUUGUCCCACUGGCUAUCAUAAGGUGAAUGCACCAAUUUGUAAGUCGCUCUGGAUAAGAGUGUCUGCUAAAUGACGUAAAUGGAAAUGGAAACACCUGGAUCGUACAAUAUUUGCACAUUAUUUUGUUUCAAGCUGUGUCAAGUUGGUUGUUGAUCAUUGCUAGACAACCAUUUUCAGGUCUUGCCAUAGAUCUUCAAGCAGAUUUAAGUCAAAACUGUAACUCGGCCACUCAGGAACAUUCACUGUUUUCUUGGUAAGCAACUCUCUAGUGUCCCCAGUCCAUAAUGAUUACAAGCAUACCCAUAACAUGAUGCAUCCACCACUAUGCUUGAAAAUAUGGAAAGUGGUACUCGGUAAUGUGUUGUAUUGUAUUUUCCCCAAACAUAACACUUUGUAUUCAGGACAGAAAGUGAAUUGCUUUGCCACGUUGUUUGCAGUAUUACUUUAGUGCCUUGUUGCAAACAGGAUGCAUGUUUUGGAAUAUUUUUAUUCUGUACAGGCUUCCUUCUUUUCACUCUUUCAGUUAGGUUAGUAUUGUGGAGUAACUAGAAUGUUGUUGAUCCAUCCUCAGUUUUCUCCCAUCACAGCCAUUAAACUCUGUAACUGUUUUAAAGUCACCAUUGGCCUCAUGGUGAAAUCCCUGAGCGGUUUCCUUCCUCUCCAGCAACUGAGUUAGGAAGGAUGCCUGUAUCUUUGUGGUGACUGGGUGUAUUGAUACACCACCCAAAGUGUAAUUAAUAAAUUCACCAUGCUCAAAGGGAUAUUCAAUGUCUGCUUUUUCUAGCAAUUGCCCUCCUUUGCACGCAAGUCAUUGGAAAACCUCCCUGGUCUUUGUGGUUGAAUCUGUGCUUGAAAUUCACUGCUCGACUGCGCGACCUUAUAGAUAAUUGUAUGUGUGGGGUACAGAGAUGAGGAAGUCAUUCAAAAAUCAUGUUAAACGUUAUUAUUGCACACAGAGUCCAUUCAAUUUAUUAUGUGACUUGUUAAGCAAAUGUUUACUCCUGAGCUUAUUUAGGCUUGCCAUAAAAAAAGGGGUUGAAUUCUUAUUGACUCAAGACAUUUAAUUAAUUUGUACAAAUGUUGAAAAACAUAAUUCAAUUUUGACAUUAUGGGGUAUUGUGUGUAGGCCAAUGACAAAAAAAAAUCUAAAUGUAAUCCGUUUUAAAUUCAGGUUUUAACACAACAAAAUGUGGAAAAAGUCAAAGGGUAUGAAUACUUUCUCAAGCACUCUGUCUUUUUUCUCAGAUGAGUGGAUUGAAGUGUCGAUGAUAAAUGGAUGACAGGAUUAGGCUGUUUUUGAUGUGCUAGCAGCCAUCGUGGAAGUCAUGUUGAGAGGUUGUACCAUUUGUAAUUGAGGACAGACUCAUUGAGGACAGGGGUGUAACCAGUAAUGUUGAGAGGUUGAACCAUUUUGUAAUUGAGGACAGGGGUGUAACCAUUUGUAAAGUGCUUUGCAAUAUUGAAAAUAUAUAAUUAUAUGUGUUCUGAUUGCAACCUAUCCAAAACAAACAAAUAAUGUACUUAACAUUUGGCAAAGCAUUAAUUUAUUCCUCUACGUAAAGCCUCUGGCCGCUUCUCUCUCAUAUGCUGACAAACUAGUCUUUGAUAUCCUGUCUCAGGGUAAUUACAAUGUUUGUCUGUUUUAACUGGAGGCUAUGCUCUGUGUUAACUACCGUCUAAUCAUUAUGGGCUGGGAGUUUCGAACUGCAUCGCCUUUUAUUUCCUGAUCUUCAUUCAAAGCCUCUUUUUAUUUCCUGAUCUUCAUUCAAAGUGUCUCCCAUCUCAAGGUGUAUAUGGAGAGACUACAGUAUCUUCCUGUUCCUGUCCUUGGCUCAGUCUGCUAUUAGCUCUGGCCUAAUUCAUGGUGUCAUUGCGUGUGCGUGUGCGUGCGUGUGUGGUCAAAAGAAGUGCACUAUGAAGGGAAUAUGGUGUUAUUAGGAUGGAGACAGGGUAGACGGUCCACAGACAACCUGAGGGCUCCAGAACCAAAUGAUUCCUCAGCACUCAGCCUGCCUGGUCUAGGCCCACAGACAACCUGAGGGCUCCAGAACCAAAUGGUCCCUCAGCCUGCCUGGUCUAGGUCCACAGACAACCUGAGGGCUCCAGAACCAAAUGGUCACUCGGCACUCAGCCUGCCUGGUCUAGGCCCACAGACAACCUGAGGGCUCCAGAACCAAAUGAUUCCUCAGCACUCAGCCUGCCUGGUCUAGGCCCACAGACAACCUGAGGGCUCCAGAACCAAAUGGUCCCUCAGCACUCAGCCUGCCUGGUCUAGGUCCACAGACAACCUGAGGGCUCCAGAACCAAAUGGUCCCUCAGCACUCAGCCUGCCUGGUCUAGGUCCACAGACAACCUGAGGGCUCCAGAACCAAAUGGUCCCUCGGCACUCAGCCUGCCUGGUCUAGGCCCACAGACAACCUGAGGGCUCCAGAACCAAAUGGUCCCUCAGCACUCAGCCUGCCUGGUCUAGGUCCACAGACAACCUGAGGGCUCCAGAACCAAAUGGUCCCUCGGCACUCAGCCUGCCUGGUCUAGGUCUACCAGCGGAGCUACCAGCGGAGCUACCAACGGAGCUACCAGCGGAGCUACUAACUCAAUUGCCGGAGAGGAAGGAUACCGCUCAGGGAUUUCACCAUGAGGCCAAUGGUAACUUUAAAACAGUUACAGAGUUUAAUGGCUGUGAUAGGAAAAAACUGAGGAUGGAUCAACAACAUUGUAGUUACUCCACAAUACUAACCUAAUUGACAGAGUCAAAAGAAGGAAGCCUGUACAGAAUGCAAAUAUUCCAAAACAUGCAUCCUGUUUGCAACAAGGCACUUUUGUCCUGAAUACAAAUUGUUUUAUGUUUGGGGCAAAUCCAAUACAACACAUUACUGAGUACCGCUCUCCAUAUUUUCAAGCAUAGUGGUGGCUGCUUCAUGUCAUGGGUAUGCUUGUAAUCGUUAUGGACUGGGGAGUUUUUCAGGAUAAAAAAUAAACGGAAUAGAGCUAAGCACAGGCAAAAUCCUAGAGGAAAACCUGGUUCAGUCUGCUUUCCAACAGACACUGGGAGAUGAAUUCACCUUUCAGCAGGACAAUAACCUAAAACACAAGGACCAAAUCUACACUGGAGUUGCUUACCAAGAAGACCGUGAAUGUUCCUGAGUGGCCGAGUUACAGUUUUGACUUAAAUCUACUUGAAAAAUCUAUGACAAGAUUUGAAAAUGGUUGCUGAGCAAUGAUCAACAACCAAUUCGACAGAGGUUGAAGCAUUUUGAAAAGAAUAAUGGGCAAAUGUUGCACAAUCCAGGUGUGGAAAGCUCUUAGAGACUUACCCAGAAAGACUCACAGCUGUAAUCACUGACAAAGGUGCUUCUACAAAGUUUUGACUCAGGGGUGUGAAUACUUAUGUAAAUGAGCUAUUUCUGUAUGUCAUUUUCAAUAAAUUAGCAAACAUUUCUAAAAACAUGUUUUCACUUUGUCAUUAUGGGGUAUUGUGUGUAGAUGGGUGAGAGAAAAUCUGUCCAACACAUUACAAAUGUGGAAGACGUGAAGGGGUAUGAAUACUUUCUGAAUGCACUGGAUCUUGAAAACUUGAGUGUUGUCAUGCAAAACAUUUUGGGACUAUAUCAACAAUGGACUAAUGAAACAAAUACCCCAAGUUUUUGGGUGGAAUUUUCCUUUAACAUGGUCCUGUCACACCAGAACUGUCGUAAAGAAGGCACGGAAACGACUCCUUAACGAUUUGGCAUUGCCCCUCAGAUCCUCAGGAACUUUUACAGUCGCACAUUCGAGAGCAUCCUGACUGGUUGUAUCAUCGUCUGGUAUGGCAGCUGCACCGCCCACGACAGGAAGGCCCUACAGAGGGUGGUGCAUCACUGGAGCCGAGCUCCCAGCCAUCCAUUUUUUACAUUUUACAUUUUAGUCAUUUAGCAGACGCUCUUAUCCAGAGCGACUUACAGGAGCAAUUAGGGUUAAGUGCCUUGCUCAAGGGCACAUCGACAGAUUUUCACCUAGUCAGCUCGGGGAUUAGUACCAGGGACCUUUCGGUUACUGGCACAACGCUCUUAACCACUAAGCUACCUGCCGCCACAGGACGUACAUGCCAGGCGGUGUCUGAGUAAGGCCCGAAAAAUUGCCAAAGACUCCAGCGACCCGAGACAUGGACUGUUCUCCAUGCUCCCGCCUGGCAGGCGGUACCGGUGCAUCAAGGCUCAGACAAACAGAGUCCUAAACAGCUUUUAUCCCCUUGCCAUAAGACUGUUAGAUGGCUAACAACUACUGCUCGCCCAUCCACAGGUCUCUACCCACUCAGACCUACGCUGCAGCUAAAAUGAUUAUUUGAUUAGAUGUAUUACUCCAUUACGCUGCUGUCCAUUGAUUGCCAUUACCAUUAGUAUGAAUCUAUUUAUCCUGCUACUGGUCACUAUUAUUCCUGUUUACAUGUACAACAAUGGCCACCAACCGGUCGAUUGUGAUCGACUGGUCGAUCUUCAAGGCAUUACUAGUCGAUCACCAAACAUUUCUGUAGAAAAGCCUUACGAUAAUGGCAUAAAGGUUUGCGUUCCUUUUUUUCUGUGUUGCCCUGUUGGCGGUAGGUGCAGUUGAUUCAGAAGCCCUGUUGGCGGUAGGUGCAGUUGAUUCAGAAGCCCUGUUGGCGGUAGGUGCAGUUGAUUCAGAAGCCCUGUUGGCGGUAGGUGCAGUUGAUUCAGAAGCCCUGUUGGCGGUAGGUGCAGUUGAUUCAGAAGCCCUGUUGGCGGUGGGUGCAGUUGAUUCAGAAGCCCUGUGCACUGGGUAGACAAAGUGUUCCCAUUUUGAACCAUUUCAUUUGUCUGAAAAGACAAAAUCUCUGCCUACCCGGCGGACCGGGAGAUCUAUGGCUAAAUCGAGUGUGCCUAAUGCCCUAGCCAAUCAGAUAGCUCAAAUCACCGUGCCUACCAACAGCUUCAACAACCACAGCAAAGUUUGAUACUAGCCUAUGUGAGAUUUCAUAACUUUUAACACCAUGACCAGAGAGAGACUGUCAAAGAAUACAGCAAAGAGCUGCUGUUUCUAUGAGUGAGUUCAUGUUUAAGUUUUAUUCAGCAGUGUCAACAAUGUUUUUAUUCAACACUAUUACAAAACCUAAAAGGCGCUUCUCUCUACUUCCACUCGCUGCAGCUGAAAUGAAUGAGUAGCCAAGUGUAGGCUAUCGAUAACCCUGCGUUUUUAUUAUUAUUAUUAUUAUUAGCAGCUCGUCUGUCUAUUUUAAUAUCGAGGAGUAUUUCACAUUCUCUAGUCAUCAUGAGUUUGUGCCUGAGGCAGAUGCGGUGCGACUUGAGUUUCGCCAUCAGGUGGAAGACGGUGUCUCCUCUCUCUGGUCAGUCUCACCGGAGGAAAGGAAAGAGAGAGCAGGGACCGUGCUCUCUCCCUCCCUCCCUCCCUCCCUCCCUCCCUCCGCUGAGACUAAUGCCGUGUUCAAAACAACUGGGAACUCGUAAAUCUCAGACUUCAGUGCGUUCAAGACAACUGGGAACUCCAAAAAGAAUUAGGUCCGACGGGGUAAAAUAGUUUGGAACGGUCAUCCCUCUCGGAACAUCGGGCAUCUUUCUAGAUGGAACUAAGGGGCCCGAACCAUGAAAAACAGCCCCAGACCAUUAUUCGUCCUCCACCAGACUUUACAGUUGGCACUAUGCAUUGGGGUAGGUAGCGUUCUACUGGCAUCCACCAAACCCAGAUUUGUCCGUCGGACUGCCACAUGAUGAAGCGUGAUUCAUCACUCCAGAGAACACGUUUCCACUGUUCCAGAGUCCAAUGGCGGCGAGCUUUACACCACUCCAGUCGACGCUUGGCAUUGCGCAUGGUGAUCAUAGGCUUUGUGUGCGGCUACUCAGCCAUGGAAACCCAUUUAAUGACACUUCCGACGAACAGUUCUUGAGCUGACGUUGAUUCCAGAGGCAGUUUGGAACUCGGUAGUGAGUGUUGUAACCGAGGACAGACAAAUCUUACUCGCUAUGCGCUUCAGCACUCGGCAUAUCAAGAAGCUGAUUACACAGGUGCACAUUGUGCUGUGGACAAUAAAAGGCCACUCUAAAAUGUGCAGUUUUGUCACACAACACAGUGCCACAGAUGUCUCAAGCUUUGAGGGAGUGUGGAAUUGGCAUGGUGACUGUAGGAAUGUCCAGCAGAGCUGUUGCCAGAUAAUUGAAUGUUCAUUUCUCUACUUUAAGCCACCUCCAACGUCGUUUUAGAGAAUUUGGCAGUACGUCCAACCGGCCUCAUAACCGCAGACCACGUGUAACCACACCAGCCCAGGACCUCCACAUCCGGCUUCUUCACAUGCAGAGAUAAUCUGAGACCGAAGAAUUUCUGUAAAAAACGGUCAUAAACCGUCUCAGGGAAGCCCAUCUGCGUGCUCGUCGUCCUCACCAGGGUCUUGACCCGACUGCAGUUCGGCGUCGUAUGUCACGCCCUGGCUCGGGGGACUCUCGUAUGUUGAGCCAGGGUGUUAGUUUCUAUGUUUUUGUUGUGGGUCUAGGUUACUUAUUUCUAUGUUGGUCUGAGUGACUCCCAAUCAGAGGCAACGAGUGUCAGCUGGUUGUCUCUGAUUGGGAGCCAUAUUUAAACAGUCGGGUUUUCAUUCGUGUUUGUGGGUUUUUGUUUCGAGUCUGUUUAUGGUAACCGUGAACUGUCACGUAUCGUUCAUUGUUUUGUUCGUGUUGCCUUCAGUGAGAAUAAAUAUGUUUGCAUUCAACGCUGCGCAUUGGUCCACUCUGUUAGACGAUCUUGACAGAAAAACCCACCACAACUGGACCAAGCAGCGAGUCGAGUAGCCAUCGCCAGGGAAAUCGCUGGCAGAUCUCCGUGGCAGCUUCGACUGGGUCAAGCCCAUUGAGGAGCUGAGUGACGAGGGUUGGAGACAGAGGAGCGAGAGGUGGGCGAGAACGAUGGAGGCCUGGCCCACGGGGAGGAGAGACCCCCAGAAAAUUUUUAGGGGGGGGCUCACAACGUCGGGGCAGCAGGAGGCCGCUAUGGAGCGGUCCAGCGGGGUUGCAGAGGAGGCCGCCAGGUUACGGGGGCCACUGGUAGAAGAGGGGAUGGAAGGUGUAGAGGCACGGCGAGAGGUACUGGGGUGUGUUACCAGUCCGGUCCGGCCCGUUCCAGAUCCCGGUGUAGGGCCAGUGGUGUGUGUCCCUAGUACGGUCCGGUCUGUUCCUGCUCCCCGCACCAAGUCUGUGGUGCGUCUCGUCAGCCCGGCUCUGCCCGUUCCUGCUCUCCGCACCAGGUCUGUGGUGCGCGUCGCCAGCCCAGUCCGGCCCAUUCCUGCUCCCCGCACCAAGCCUGUGGUGCGUCUCGUCAGCCCGGCUCUGCCCGUUCCUGCUCCCCGCACCAGGUCUGGGGUGCGCGUCGCCAGCCCAGUCCGGCCCAUUCCUGCUCCCAGCACCAAGUCUGUGGUGCGUUUCGUCAGCCCUGUCCGGCCCGCUCCUGCUCCCCACACCAAGCCAGUGGUGUGCGUCGUCAGUUCAGCACGGCCCGUGCCUGUUCCCCACACCAAGCCAGUGGUGUGCGUCGUCGGUCCGGCACGGCACGUGCCUGUUCCACUGGUGCCUGGUCCGGCGCCAGUCAGAUGCGUUACGCCGGAGCUAGAGCAAUCCGCUCCACCAGUGUGCAGUCCAGCUCCGGUCAGCAGGACCAGACCGGACCAGGGGUACUUUGGGGGGUUAGAGAGCGAGUGGGGAUCAUGCCCGGAGCCGGAUCCACCGCCUAGGCGGAGUGCCCACCCGGUCCCUCCCCUGUUGUGUUUCGUUGGCGCGGUCGGAGUCCGCGCCUUUAGGGGGGGGUACUGUCACGCCCUGGCUCGGGGGACUCUCGUAUGUUGAGCCAGGGUGUUAGUUUCUAUGUUUUUGUUGUGGGUCUAGGUUACUUAUUUCUAUGUUGGUCUGAGUGACUCCCAAUCAGAGGCAACGAGUGUCAGCUGGUUGUCUCUGAUUGGGAGCCAUAUUUAAACAGUCGGGUUUUCAUUCGUGUUUGUGGGUUUUUGUUUCGAGUCUGUUUAUGGCAACCGUGAACUGUCACGUAUCGUUCAUUGUUUUGUUCGUGUUGCCUUCAGUGAGAAUAAAUAUGUUUGCAUUCAACGCUGCGCAUUGGUCCACUCUGUUAGACGAUUUUGACAUCGUAACAGACUUCAGUGGGCAAAUGCUCACCUUCAACGGCCACUGGUAUGCUGGUGCAGUGUGCUCUUCACGGAUGAAUCUCAGUUUCAACUGUACCGGGCAGAUGGCAGACACUAUGUAUGGCGUCGUGUGGGCGAGCAGUUUGCUGAUGUCAGUGUUGAGAACAGAGUGCCCCAUGGUGGUGGUGGGGUUAUGGUAUGGGCAGGCAUAAGCUACGGACAACGAACACAAUUGCAUUUUAUUGAUGGCAAUUUUAAUGUACAGAGAUACCAUGACGAGAUCCUGAGGCCCAUUGACGUGCCAUUCAUCCACCGCCAUCACCUCAUGUUUCAGCAUGAUAAUGCCCCAUGGAUCUGUACACAAUUCCUGGAAGCUGAAAAUGUCCCAGUUCUUCCAUGGCCUGCAUAGUCACCAGACAUGUCACCCAUUUGAGAAUGUUUGGGAUGCUCUGGAUCGACAGCGUGUUUCCCGUCAAUAUCCAGCAACUUCGCACAGCCAUUGAAGAGGAGUGGGACAGCAUUCCACAGGCCACAAUCAACAGCCUGUUCAACUCUAGGAGAUGUGUCGCGCUGCAUGAAUGAAUUUCUUUCAAUCAACUGAUUUCCUGAACUGUAAGUUGUUGCGUUUAUUUUUGUUCAGUGUAUAUUAUUAUUAUCAGUGCAUUGUUGGGAAAGAGCUCUCAAGGUAAGAAUUUCACUGUACUGUUUUCCACCUGUUGCAUCCUGUGGCGAAUAAACGAUCUGUUUAAUGAGAGAGAGAGAGAGAUAGAGAGAACCCCGCUACUAUCCAACAUAAUUUUGCCUCCAGGGCUAACCAACACAAUGUAACAGGGAGAUAGGUUAUAAAGACGUGUAGAUCUGUAGACCCAUUCAAACGGCUGAAUGGAGCUUCAUACACACACUGCCUAGACUACAUACGUCAUUAGGCACAAGAGAACAGCGAAAUUGUGUUUAAUAGCAUCAACAGAUGGAGUAUUUUCUCUUUCUGUUGUGUUGUCUGCAAACAGAGCUAAAUGGCAAGAUUAUUCAAUCACAGUGUCGGUGCGUGGUUAAUAUCCAUUUGGGAAGCCAAGCCAGGAAAAAAAGCCCUAUGACGAGCUGUGUUGUUUUCUCUAUAACCUGUUAGUUCAUAUGCCACCUUUUGAUAUAUAAGGCAGAGACAGCAAGAAGACAAUAGUCCCACAGUGGGGGAAUAUAUUAAACCAGUGGUGGUUGGGGCCAUUUAAGAUAAGAGAGGAUGAUUUUUUUUUAAAUUAUGAGCAUGGCCUUAUUUCUAUUACAGCAUGUUGGAUGACUGUCAUUCAUAUUCCAUUCACCCAGCUCAAUGUAACAUAGAUAGGUUUAGGAUACUAUAUGAUACUCUAAUGUUCCCUAUAGCCAUCAUGAGGUUCCUACAACCUAGCUUAUGAAUGAAAGUUUACAACGUACAGUAGGUGCACUGGUCAAGAGAAUUUUGAGUAAUCAAGGUGACAGACAUUGACACAUUCAAUACCGCCUUGCGCACUCUUGCCUGCAUCUAGCUGAUCUAGGGUGUAAUCAUUAGUCCAACAGUUUCAAACGAGAGUUUCUAUUGGACAAAUUCAGGUAUGUUUAUCCCCGUUUCAUUCCGUUUUUCAACAGAAUCUGAGAAAUGAAUACACCCCUGAUCACACGCAAACAGUUCACUUUCAUAGCAGCCACGUACAAACAGCAUGAUUUUUACAUUUUUAGUCAUUUAGCAGACGCUCUUAUCCAGAGCGACUUACAGUUAGUGAGUGCAAACAUUUUUUUUUUUUUGUUCAUACUAGUCCCCCGUGGGAAUCGAUCCCACAACCCUGGCGUUGCAAGCGCCAUGCUCUACCAACUGAGCUACACGGGAUCACUUUGCUCAUUAAUUCCUUCUCUCAACUAUCUAUGUGCUCUCCUCCUCUCACCUUUUCCCUUUGCUUGUGGACUUUAGUGCACAACACAUCAGCUGUCUGUGACCAGGCGAAAAAACCUUUCCGAGCCGAACCUUCAUAUAAUGACCGCUAACCGCUACACACAGCCUACAUCCUUGUCACGUCAUAGUCAACUAGAGCUACUACAACUAACGUGUUAGUAAACCAAGCAGUACAGUGUACAGUCAGAAAGCAGUUUAGCAGUUAUACCGGCGGCCCCCUGGUGGCAAUAAAUGAAUAAAACCAAAAGCUUACCUGAACUUACCUGAACUUGGAAGAGUUCCAGUGUUGGAUAGUCAUAGCCACCUAGCUAACAUAGCAUCCCUCUCUGUUUGAGUUAGGUGUUUGAGUAGGCUAAACUAGCUAGCUGCAUUCGCUAGCAUUUUUAAAUAAAUUAAUUAGCUCUACCAGCUGAGCUACAGAGGACCAGUUCCAGCCAGCUAGCUAACAUAGCAUCCCUCUCUGUUUGAGUUAGGUGUUUGAGUAGGCUAAAUGGAGCAAUUUCCAAACACCUGAAGGUACCACGUUCAUCUGUACAAACAAUAGUACGCAAGUAUAAACACCAUGGGACCACGCAGCCGUCAUACCGCUCAGGAAGGAGACACGUUCUGUCUCCUAGAGAUGAACAUACUUUGGUGCGAAAAGUGCAAAUCAAUCCCAGAACAACAGCAAAGGACCUUGUUAAGAUGCUGGAGGAAACGGGUACAAAAGUAUCUAUAUCCACAGUAAAACGAGUCCUAUAUCGACAUAACCUGAAAGGCCGCUCAGCAAAGAAGAAGCCACUGCUCCAAACCGCCAUAAAAAAGCCAGACUACGGUUUGCAACUGCACAUGGGGACAAAGAUCGUACUUUUUGGAGAAAUGUCCUCUGGUCUGAUGAAACAAAAAUAGAACUGUUUGGCCAUAAUGACCAUCGUAAUGUUUGGAGGAAAAAGGGGGUCGCUUGCAAGCCGAAGAACACCAUCCCAACCGUGAAGCAUGGGGGUGGCAGCAUCAUGCUGUUGGGGUGCUUUGCUGCAGGAGGGACUGGUGCACUUCACAAAAUAGAUGGCAUCAUGAGGAAGGAAAAUUAUGUGGAUAUAUUGAAGCAUCAUCUCAAGACAUCAGUCAGGAAGUUAAAGCUUGGUCGCAAAUGGGUCUUCCAAAUGGACAAUGACCCCAAGCAUACUUUCAAAGUUGUGGCAAAAUGGCUUAAGGACAACAAAGUCAAGGUAUUGGAGUGGCCAUCACAAAGACCUGACCUCAAUCCUAUAGAAAAUUUGUGGCCAGAAAAGGCGUGUGCGAGCAAGGAGGCCUACAAACCUGACUCAGUUACACCAGCUCUGUCAGGAGGAGUGGGCCAAAAUUCACCCAACUUAUUGUGGGAAGUUUGUGGAAGGCUACCCGAAACGUUUGACCCAAGUUAAACAAUUUAAAGGCAAUGCUACCAAAUACUAAUUGAGUGUAUGUAAACUUCUGACCCACUGGGAAUGUGAUGAAAGAAAUAAAAGCUGAAAUAAAUCAUUCUCUCUACUAUUAUUCUGACAUUUCACAUUCUUAAAAUAAAGUGGUGAUCCUAACUGACCUAAGACAGGGAAUUUUUACUAGGAUUAAAUGUCAGGAAUUGUGAAAAACUGAGUUUAAAUGUAUUUGGCUAAGGUGUAUGUAAACUUACGACUUCAACUGUAUAUGUGUGUGUAUACAGUACCAGUCAAAAGUUUGGACACACCUACUCAUUCAAGGGUUGUUCUUUAUUUAUACUAUUUCCUACAUUGUAGAAUAACAGUGAAGACAUCAGAACUAUGAAAUAACACAUAUGGAAUCAUGUAGUAACCCAUAAAGUAUUAAACAAAUCAAAAUAUAUUUUAUAUCUGAGGUUCUUCAAAUAGCCACCCUUUGCCUUAAUGACAGCUUUGCACACUCUUGGCAGGGGCACAAUGUAUGAAUUAUGGUUGGAUCAGAAUCACCGUUAUAAUUAUUUGCCGGUACGGAGAAUUAAGUAAAACCACAAGUCCAAAUCCCGAUCACCAUCCAUGGCUAAUUUAGGAAAGGGACGAUUUUAGCUAGCUAGCUAGCCACCGGAGGACAACUUCCCAACGAGAUGCAACAAUUCAUGUUUUUUCUGUCAAUUACAUUUUGCUUUUGAUGUGAUGUGAUUGGUGUGAAGCCAAAAUCCAAAGUGGCUUUCCUUUGUAAACAGAAGUGCUUGACGGUCAUAUGUGAUAAUAGUAUGAACUUUCUGUACAAAAAAAGUCAAGAUAAACGUCACUAAAUAGCAAAGUUGGGUUGGAACUCAUAAGAUGUUACCCUUCUCCCCAGACAGCAUAAGACACACGGUCUACAUAUACUGAGACAGAGGGGCGCUGUUUCCCUCGCUUGGAUGCUUUCUCCAGUGUGAUACAUUUAGCCACUUGCGAAUUGAAGGAAAAUUAUGAAACAGAGAGACAAAAUAGCAUUGAAUUUAAUAGCAAGGGUAGCCUGCGAGCAUUUGGCCUCCCUUGAUAAAAAAAAAAGGUAUAAAAUAAUAACUAAUCAGCGUUGAGCUAAACUGAGUGAGCUCAACUGUGAAUGGUCCUGGCGCCCAAAAAAACAAGUGUCAAGGGAAACCAGAUUGGAUUUGGCUUCACACCAAUCACAUCACAUCAAAAGCAAAACAUAAUUUACUGAGAAAAAAAAAACGUGAAUAGUUGCAUAUCGUUGUGUCGUUGUCCUCCGGUGGCUAGCAAUCUAGCUAGCUAAAAUCAUCCCUUUCCUAAAUUAGCCAUGGAUGGUGAUCGGGAUUUGGACUUGUGGUUUUAUUUAAUUCUCCGUACCAGCAAAUAAUUUUAACGGUGAUUCUGAUCCAACCAUAAUUCACACAUUGUUUUCCUGGAGCUAGGGGUAUUGGAUUUAUCAGAAGUCAUGCCCACCAUCAAGAAAACAGAUUCCUGUUCUGAAAACAGUUGUGUUGCAUAUUGGGUCUAAUGAUGUUAUGUUUGUGAAAUCUAUAAAGCUAAGAGACAAUUUCUUACAGCUCUUGGAGAAUGAUCAGAAAUUAGCAGAACAUGUAAUUGUCUCGGGCCGAAUUCCAUCUCCUCGCCGUUGAGGGACUGAGUGUUUUAGCCGUCUUUGGUCUCUUCCUCAGUGGUUAAUGCGUCUGACCAAGGACUUGGGCAUGUCCUUCGUCGACAAUUUUGACUCCUUCUGGAAUAGGCCUGGCUACUUUGUGGAGACGGAAUUUACCUGGGUGAAAAUAGCUCCCGGCUGUUGUCAUGAAACAUUGGAAAGGUUCUUGGUCAACUAAAUUGAUGUGAGGACAGUAUUAGCAUUACAUGUAAGUUCGUUUUUACCAUCUCCUUUUUGGUGACUGUGAGAGUUCCACAUGUUGUAUCUGAAAGUGGUGACAUGCCUAAUGGUGCUAACCAGAGAUGUAUCUGAAAGUGGUGACAUGCCUAAUGGUGCUAACCAGAGAUGUUUCUGAAAGUGGUGACAUGCCUAAUGGUGCUAACCAGAGAUGUUUCUGAAAGUGGUGACAUGCCUAAUGGUGCUAACCAGAGAUGUAUCUGAAAGUGGUGACAUGCCUAAUGGUGCUAACCAGAGAUGUAUCUGAAAGUGGUGACAUGCCUAAUGGUUUAAUUGCUAUUCCUACUUUGUUUUCUUUUCCUAAUAGGUAUAAUCCAAUCUUUGAGUCUCCUGUUGUUCUGAAAUCUCAAAGUAAUCUGACUUGUAUUGAGGUUUGAAGUUUCUACAUCUUAUCAUUCGUAGUUUAUUACCUAAAAUGGAUAAUGUCAAGAUCUGGGCCUCUCAGUCAGACCCUGAUAUUUUUAUUGUAUCUGAAACCUGGUUAACUGAUAAAACCCUGGACUCUGAGGUUGCUAUGGAUGGUUACUAUGUGUUUAGGGCUGAUAGGAAAGACUAAGGUGGUGGUGUUGCUAUUUACACAAAGACUCUUCUGUCUGUGUCUCUGUUAAAGGCUACCUCCUGUCCUCAACCAUUUGAACUGUUGGCUUUAAGUCUUCAGUUGGGUUCAAACUCAAAAAGAACAGUUAUAGGCAGGGGUGCACAUAACUUUUCCAGUGAGUUACUCAGGUGAGUACCAGCAGAUGGUGUCUGGUACUCACCCCAUAUGUAGCGUGGUCUUAAUAAGUGCAGUCUUCCUCACUGUCCUCCUCAGUGUCGUCCCCCACUGUCCUCUGCUUCAGCUUCCUGCAUGGUAGAUGAUGAAGAUGCUGCAGAUGCACCUCCCUGUCCUUGGUUGAGCCUCUGAUUAGCUGUCUCCAUCCACAGGUCAACAGCAGGCUUUGGGUCAAAUGUCUCUGUGGUCUGCUUUGACAGGUGAAUGUGCAUCAGUGCUGAGAGACGAGCAUGUGACAGACGAGAUCUGUACUUGGUUUUUAUUAUGUUGAGAUGUGAGAAUCCCCUCUCACAAGCUGCACUGCUUAAAGGCAGUGUAAGAGACAGCUUAACCACCUUGUUGAUGUUGGAGUAAGCAUCUGGGUUACUUGUAUUUACUAUUUGGACCAAGUCAUACACAGAAGAGGCUCCCAGGCGUUUUCCUGCCUGCUUUAAGUGCAUCCAUUCUGUCACAGUGGUAUCUUUGUCAAGUUGCAAGGUGGCCUCAUAUUUCUUGAGAAUGCUGCAAACUGUUGUGUUUCCAAAACUGUGGAGGUCUUGCAUUUCCUGAGGCCAUGUUGAAGGAUCAAAUACUAAGAAAUGAUCACAUGACUUGAGGGAGUCAUAUCUGAUUUCAAACUCUUCAAUUAACCCCCUGAGUAAGUGUGUCUUGUCUCUGUCAGCAUCAGCAUUGGAAACAGUGUGUGCCCUGUGGCUUUCACCAUCAAGCAGAAGUGUGAACUGUCCAAUGGCCACCAUGAGUUCAUCCUUACAUUCUCCAAUGGUCAGCUUUUCCUUCUGAAACCUAAUGGAUGUGGUCUUCAAAAUGUUGCAAAUGUCAAGCAUGUUUGACAGAAAGCACUGAAAACGCUCUGAGCAGAUAUGCUGCAAGUCACUGUUAUCACUCGUAACCAGUUGCAUUUUAAUGGCUGGCAAUAGUCUUGAUAUUUUUAACAGUGUUUCAUGCCUCCAUGCAGACCAUCUGAUAUUAUGAAACUUACCCAGUUUCACAAAGGAGAUCCCAUUUUCUUCACAUAGCUUAUUCAGUGCAGCAGUUUUUUUUGCUCCACCUUUUUGUAAAUAAAACUGCAGCAGCUUGACCACAGAGCGAUUAAAUGUCUCACAGUAAGGAACGUUGCGAUCAGCUGAUUUCGCGCAAUUCUCCAGUGUGUGUGCGGUGCACAGAAUGUGCACAAGGUAGUCUCCAACCGCAGCAAGUUGCCGGAGUUUUGGCACAACGCCGUUGUAGAUACCUACGUUGACAGCAGCCCCGUCUGUGCACACGGCGACCAACUUUGUUGUCCAGUCAUCCAAGCCUGUGUCCUGGAAAAGUCUCACAAGUCCGUCUGUUAUGGCCUGCGCGGUUUGGUCAGCACCCAAUUCAAUCAGUCCAAUAAAGUCCGAAGUAAACUCUCCGUUGCUGGACACAGACACAAUGUAAACGAUUUCCUGUUCAGUUUUUGUGAUGUCCUCAGAUCCAUCAAAAAGCAGCCUCCAAAAUUCAGCAGACUGCAACUUGGCUCGUAACUCCCCGCUGAUGGUGUGAGCGAUGCUCUGCAUGAUCCGUGUGCCCCCUUCACGUGAAUGAUAUGCACCUCCGACAUUUACUCCUAGCCGCUUCAGUAAAGGAACAUCCUCAGAAUAGGAAGACAUGGGACGUGCGUGUUUAGCUUUAUGGAAGGCGAGGAGAAAAAUAUUAAACAGAGCUUGCCGCUGUUCUUCAUUCAGCUUGUCUCGCCAUCUGGCAAGUGGGCGACUGGACAUUUCUUCUCGGCUAGCUAGUUUAGCAAUGGCUUGCGCCACAUUCGUGUGCUCCUUGCUCUUUUCAUGUUUGUCAAAUAAAGGAUGGUUGAAAUUCUUUGAGCCUUUAUAAAAUGCACCUGUUUUGUCUGCUAGAUGUGGAUUUGAGCGGCAAAUCUUGCACCACAUUCGUUAGCUUCAAGCCACUGCACAUCUUGGAGCCACUUUUCCGAAAAAAUUAUUUUCUUCGGCUCUGGCUCCAGUUGGCGUUUCUUUGUAGGUGGCGAAACGCCAAAAGAAGCUGCUUAAUGUCUGUUGCUUUUUGGACAUCCCUGACAGUAGUUGACAAGCAACAUGUCAUGUGUAAGGUUAGAUGAGAAGAUCGGUCAAGUACGCAAAGGCGCGUAGUAACACAAGUGGCAUUACGCAUUCCUGAUUUCUGUUGCGCUUGCGUACCUGCGUACCAGUUAUGUGCACCCCUGGUUAUAGGAAUCUAUCGUCCAGCCUCCACUAAGAAGUGUGUACUAAACGAACUCACUGACUUAAUUGCCAUUUUUACUACCCCAGAGGUGUUGAUUGCUGGAGAUUUUAAUCUUGCAUGGGAACGCAGAAUGCUGACUGUUUAAAUGAUUUUUGUACUAAUCUAAAUUUGACCCAGCUGAUUACAAAGCCCACUCGUCCAAACUUAAAGGACCCUACGAAAUCUACUUUGAUUGACCUCAUACUUAUAAAUACUCCAGAGAAAUAUGGUGGGAGUGGGGUAUUUGCUUUGGAUAUUAGUGACCACUGUCCCAUUGUAUGUGUCAGGGAUAUACGGAUGCCUGGAUCCAAACCUUGCUUUAUCAACGAGGAAUUUUAAAAAUGUCAAUGAACAGGCCAUUUUCUGUGACCUUUAUUUAGGUGACUUUGAUUGUAUUACAUCUAUACCUGACCCAGAGUUGGCUCUGAACCACUUCUCAAAUGUUUUCAAUUGUAUUGUAGAUAAACAUGCGCCCUUUAAAAAACAGAGAAUUAAAAAAAGGUAUUGCCCUUGGUUCAGUCCAGAGCUAUCUGAAGUCAUACUCCAACAGAGAUGCUGCCUGGGCCAAAGCUAGAUUCACAGACUCGGGGUCCAGACUGGCAGUCUUUCAGGCGAUUUGAGAAAUCUGUGUGUAAAACUAGUUAAAAAAGCAAAAUUAGAUUAUUAUGUUAAUACACUAUCUGAAUGUACAGGGAACCCAGGUACAUUUUGGAAAGCUGUUACGUCACUGAAAGGUUGCGUCUCCUCUUCUCUCCCCCAAGGAAUUAAUUUAGAUUCUGGCCCUAUUACUGACAGAAUGGAUAUCAUUAAUGCAUUGAAUCACCGUUUUUAUCUCUGCAAGCUAUAUACAGUGGGGGAAAAAAGUAUUUAGUCAGCCACCAAUUGUGCAAGUUCUCCCACUUAAAAAGAUGAGAGAGGCCUGUAAUUUUCAUCAUAGGUACAAGUCAACUAGGAUAGACAAAAUGAGGAAAAAAAUUCCAGAAAAUCACAUUGUAGGAUUUUUAAUGAAUUGAUUUGCAAAUGAUGGUGGAAAAUAAGUAUUUGGUCAAUAACAAAAGUUUCUCAAUACUUUGUUAUAUACCCUUUGUUGGCAAUGACACAGGUCAAACGUUUUCUGUAAGUCUUCACAAGGUUGUCACACACUGUUGCUGGUAUUUUGGCCCAUUCCUCCAUGCAGAUCUCCUCUAGAGCAGUGAUGUUUUGGGGCUGUCGCUGGGCAACACAGACUUUCAACUCCCUCCAAGAUUUUCUAUGGGGUUGAGAUCUGGAGACUGGCUAGGCCACUCCAGGACAUUGAAAUGCUUCGUACGAAGCCACUCCUUCGUUGCCCGGGCGGUGUGUUUGGGAUCAUUGUCAUGCUGAAAGACCCAGCCACGUUUCAUCUUCAAUGCCCUUGCUGACGGAAGGAGGUUUUCACUCAAAAUCUCACGAUACAUGGCCCCAUUCAUUCUUUCCUUUACACGGAUCAGUCGUCCUGGUCCCUUUGCAGAAAAACAGCCCCAAAGCAUGAUGUUUCCACCCCCAUGCUUCACAGUAGGUAUGGUGUUCUUUGGAUGCAACUCAGCAUUCUUUGUCCUCCAAACACGACGAGUUGAGUUUUUACCAAAAGGUUCUAUUUUGGUUUCAUGACAUUCUCCCAAUCCUCUUCUGGAUCAUCCAAAUGCACUCUAGCAAACUUCAGACGGGCCUGGACAUGUACUGGCUUAAGCAGGGGGACACGUCUUGCACUGCAGGAUUUGAGUCCCUGGCGGCGUAGUGUGUUACUGAUGGUAGGCUUUGUUACUUUGGUCCCAGCUCUCUGCAGGUCAUUCACUAGGUCCCCCCGUGUGGUUCUGGGAUUUUUGCUCACCGUUCUUGUGAUCAUUUUGACCCCACGGGGUGAGAUCUUGCGUGGAGCCCCAGAUUGAGGGAGAUUAUCAGUGGUCUUGUAUGUCUUCCAUUUCCUAAUAAUUGCUCCCACAGUUGAUUUCUUCAAACCAAGCUGCUUACCUAUUGCAGAUUCAGUCUUCCCAGCCUGGUGCAGGUCUACAAUUUUGUUUCUGGUGUCCUUUGACAGCUCUUUGGUCUUGGCCAUAGUGGAGUUUGGAGUGUGACUGUUUGAGGUUGUGAACAGGUGUCUUUUAUACUGAUAACAAGUUCAAACAGGUGCCAUUAAUACAGGUAACAAGUGGAGGACAGAGGAGCCUCUUAAAGAAGAAGUUACAGGUCUGUGAGAGCCAGAAAUCUUGCUUGUUUGUAGGUGACCAAAUACUUAUUUUCCACCAUAAUUUGCAAAUAAAUUCAUUAAAAUUCCUACAAUGUGAUUUUCUGGAUUUUUUUUCCUCAAUUUGUCUGUCAUAGUUGACGUGUACCUAUGAUGAAAAGUACAGGCCUCUCUCAUCUUUUUAAGUGGGAGAACUUGCACAAUUGGUGGCUGACUAAAUACUUUUUUUCCCCACUGUAUUUGUAUUUCAAAGCCAGCUCUUGAAAAGAGUAGUUUGGAUGUUGAGUGAUACUGAAAACGCUACUCAGGAGUUUCCUUUUCGGAAAUUCACUGAUAAAGAAGUCCUGGAUGCUUUGCUAACAUUAAACAAAAUAAAAUCCACAGGGGCUGAUCAUUUGGAGCCUGGUCUGCUUAAGUGUGCAGCUCCCCUUAUUGCCGGCUCAGUAGGCCACAUUUUUAAUUUAACAUUGUUAUCAGGAAGCAUUCCAAAAGCAUGGAAAUCUGCAUAUGUGCUGCCCCUCCAUAAGGGUGGGGAAACACAUGAUCUGGACAACUAUCGCCCCAUUUCAAGACUACCUUGUUGAGCUAAGAUUAUUGAAUCCUUGGUUAAUGUACCACUUUGUUCCUUUUUAUCUGAUAGUUGUAUUUUUAAUAUAAACCAAUCAGGGUUUAGGCCUGGGCAUAGUGCUACCACGGCAACCACGCUAGUUGUUAAUGAUCUUGUCGAUGCCUUGGAUGCUAAAAAGAGCUGUGCUGCCUUGUUUAUUGACCUGCCAAAGGCGUUCGACACUGUUGAUCUGUUUUGCUGAAGACGUUAUCUAGAGUAGGCCUGGGAUAUACAGCCUGUUUAUGCUUUCAGAAUUAUCUUAGUGACUCAGGCCAUCUUGACAGACGGGGUUCAAUCUGAAUUUCUUGAGAUUCAAAAAGGUGUUCCUCAGGGUUCUAUUUUGGGUCCAUUAUUGUUCAUAUUAAUGACAGAGGAAACACUGUUAAUACUUGGAACAUUCAUCUCUAUGCAGAUGACACAGUUUUGUAUUCCUGUGCCACCUCAGUGCAGCAGGCCAUUCGUGAACUUCAGCAUGACUUUGAUUCAAUUCAGAAAUCACUUACAGAUCUUACAUUAGUGUGAAAUACAAGUAAAACCAAGCUCAUGUUGUUCUCUAGGGCACGAAAUGUUGACCCUGAGGACCUGCAUAUUUGCGCUACAAAUGGAGCCCAAAUUGAGCUAGUUUCUCAAUAUAAGUACCUGGGUGUCUGGAUUGAUGACAAGUUGUCCUUCGUAAUGCAUAUAGAAAAUCUGACUAAGAAGCUAAGAUCCAACAUUGUUUUUAUAUAUCUAAAUAAAUCAUGCCUCGGUAUUGAAAAUAGGAGAAAGAUUGUUCAAACAAUGCUUCUCCCUGUAUUGGAUUUUGGUGAUAUUGUUUACAUUGUGGCGUACCGCAGGUUACCCACCAGGGGGAGACUCGUCGAGGCCUGGUGACAGACAGUCUACAUUACGCGGCGAUGGCUCCCUCUGCUGGACGUGCCAGGUCUUGACAGGCACGUAUCCCGGAGGAGGUCUCCUGGAGGAGCCCAGAAGACGGUAUCCCGGAGGAGGUCUCCUGGAGGAGCCCAGAAGACGGUAUUCCGGAGGAGGUCUCCUGGAGGAGCCCAGAAGACGGUAUCCCGGAGGAGGUCUCCUGGAGGAGCCCAGAAGACUGUAUCCUGGAGGAGCCCAGAAGAUGGUAUCCCGGAGGAGGUCUCCUGGAGGAGCCCAAAAGACGUUAUCCUGGAGGAGGUCUCCUGGAGGAGCCCAGAAGACGGUAUCCCGGAUGAGGUCUCCUGGAGGAGCCCAAAAGACGGUAUCCUGGAGGAGGUCUCCUGGAGGAGCCCAGAAGACGGUAUCCCGGAGGACGUCUCCUGGAGGAGCCCUCCUGGAGGAGCCCAGAAGACGGUAUCCCGGAAGAGGUCUCCUGGAGGAGCCCAGAAGACUGUAUCUUAAUUAAGUUAAGAAUCAUAAGUUACCAAACCCGUUCUCAGGAAUGGGUAACACUAGAGAUCCCUUCAGUCUCCACAGAUUUGGGGAAAUCUGCAUUUAGGUUUUUUGACCCUAAUUUGUGGAACAAUCUGCAGAGUUCAGUGCAGUUAGAUGUUCUGGUGCCACUCAGGCAGUUUUAAAUUAUUGAUUGAGGACCUCUAUGUAGUUGAAUGUGAUUGCUUUUAUUACAUUUGUUUAUUGUGUGCUGAAUUAUAUUGUUUUAUAAACAUGUAUGUUGUUUUAUUAUUCUGUUUUUAUUGUAGUGUAUACAGGGCUCUCUUGUAAAAUAUAUUUUUAAUCUCAAUGUGACUCCCUGUUUAAAUAAAGGUUGGAUAAUCAAUAAAUAAUUGUGCCCCUGGCCUGAGAGGAUGGAAGUCCAAUAUGUAGCUACUAGCUAGAUGUAGCAGGCUAGGCUAAUGUUAAGUAGCUCUGGCUCAUCGUUGCUCAUGAAAGGAAGUUAGGCAAGUAAGUAUUUUAGCCAGGUAGCCUAGUCUAAGACAUCAAAAACUAAAAGCGUGUACUACUGUAUGACAGAGUCAUAGACCGUUUUGGUGACAUGGGAGGAGGACGGCAUGGCGUUCCUUUACAAGUAGGGUGAGUCAACAUGUUCUGGUGACAUGGGAGGAGGACGGCAUGGCGUUCCUUUACAAGUGGGGUGAGUCAACAUAUUUUGGUGACAUGGGAGGAGGACGGCAUGGCGUUCCUUUACAAGUAGGGUGAGUCAACAUGUUUUGGUGACAUGGGAGGAGGACGGCAUGGCAUUCCUUUACAAGUAGGGUGAGUCAACAUGUUUUGGUGACAUGGGAGGAGGACGGCAUGGCGUUCCUUUACAAGUAGAGUGAGUCAACAUGUUUUUUAUACUUGCGCACACACACACACACACACACACACACACACACAGGCCUACACCCAGAAAUCAGUGCCAUGGACAGCCACGUCAUAUUUAGCUUACGUUGAUUAGACUAAAUAGCUUUUGUUAUCUUUUAGUUGUCACUGUAUUACAUUUACAUUUACAUUUUAGUCAUUUAGCAGACGCUCUUAUCCAGAGCGACUUACAGGAGCAAUUAGGGUUAAGUGCCUUGCUCAAGGGCACAUUUACGUCAUUUAGCAGACGCUCUUAUCCAGAGCGACUUACAAAUUGGUGCAUUCACCCUAUAGCCAGUGGGAUAACCACUUUACACUUUUUUUUUUUGGGGGGGGGGGGGGGGGGGGGGGGGGGCGGGGGGGUAGAAGGAUUACUUUAUCCUAUCCCAGGUAUUCUUUAAAGAGGUGGGGUUUCAAAUGUCUCCGGAAGGUGGUGAGUGACUCCGCUGUCCUGGCGUCGUGAGGGAGCUUGUUCCACCAUUGGGGUGCCAGAGCAGCGAACAGUUUUGACUGGGCUGAGCGGGAACUAUGCUUCCGCAGAGGAAGGGGAGCCAGCAGUCCAGAGGUGGAUGAACGCAAUGCCCUCGUUUGGGUGUAGGGACUGAUCAGAGCCCGAAGGUACGGAGGUGCCGUUCCCCUCACUGCUCCAUAGGCAAGCACCAUGGUCUUGUAACGGAUGCGAGCUUCAACUGGAAGCCAGUGGAGUGUGCGGAGGAGGGGGGUGACGUGAGAGAACUUGGGAAGGUUGAACACCAGACGGGCUGCGGCAUUCUGGAUGAGUUGUAGGGGUUUAAUGGCACAGGCAGGGAGGCCAGUCAACAGCGAGUUGCAGUAAUCCAGACGGGAGAUGACAAGUGCCUGGAUUAGGACCUGUGCCGCUUCCUGUGUAAGGCAGGGUCGUACUCUCCGAAUGUUGUAGAGCAUGAACCUGCAGGAUCGGGUCACCGCCUUGAUGUUAGCGGAGAACGACAGGGUGUUGUCCAAGGUCACGCCAAGGCUCUUCGCACUCUGGGAGGAGGACACAACGGAGUUGUCAACCGUGAUGGCGAGAUCAUGGAACGGGCAGUCCUUCCCCGGGAGGAAGAGCAGCUCCGUCUUGCCAGGGUUCAGCUUGAGGUGGUGAUCCGUCAUCCACACUGAUAUGUCUGCCAGACAUGCAGAGAUGCGAUUCGCCACCUGGUUAUCAGAAGGGGGAAAGGAGAAGAUUAGUUGUGUAUCGUCAGCGUAGCAAUGAUAGGAGAGGCCAUGUGAGGAUAUGACAGAGCCAAGUGACUUGGUGUAUAGGGAGAAUAGGAGAGUAUUUGACCAAGCAGAGGUGAUUCGAUGAUUGUUGAAAUGGUGCUGGAAUAAUGGAGGCAGCUCCUGUUUUCUUUUGCCACUCUCCGCGGUUCUUGGCCUCCAUGAAUACACGCCACUCAUCACAAAUAUUACAAGUCUGCUUGUGUAUGAGGGUCAAGGAGACUGAGCCUGCAUCCCAAAUGGCACCCAGUUCCCUGCAUAGUGCACUACUUUUGACCAGGACCGAUAGGGAAGGAGUGCACUAGUAGACUGCUCAGUGCCUAGAGUCAGACUCAGGAGGUGUUCCAGUGCCUAGAGUCAGACUCAGGAGAUGUUCCAGUGCCUAGAGUCAGACUCAGAACAUCAGAUGUUCCAGUGCCUAGAGUCAGACUCAGGAGGUGUUCCAGUGCCUAGAGUCAGACUCAGGAGAUGUUCCAGUGCCUAGAGUCAGACUCAGGAGAUGUUCCAGUGCCUAGAGUCAGACUCAGGAGAUGUUCCAGUGCCUAGAGUCAGACUCAGGAGAUGUUCCAGUGCCUAGAGUCAGACUCAGGACAUCAGAUGUUACAGUGCCUAGAGUCAGAAUCAGGACAUCAGAUGUUCCAGUGCCUAGAGUCAGACUCAGGACAUCAGAUGUUCCAGUGCCUAGAGUCAGACUCAGGACAUCAGAUGUUCCAGUGCCUAGAGUCAGACUCAGGACAUCAGAUGUUCCAGUGCCUAGAGUCAGACUCAGGACAUCAGAUGUUCCAGUGCCUAGAGUCAGACUCAGGAGAUGUUCCAGUGCCUAGAGUCAGACUCAGGACAUCAGAUGUUCCAGUGCCUAGAGUCAGACUCAGGAGAUGUUCCAGUGCCUAGAGUCAGACUCAGGACAUCAGAUGUUCCAGUGCCUAGAGUCAGACUCAGGAGAUGUUCCAGUGCCUAGAGUCAGACUCAGGACAUCAGAUGUUCCAGUGCCUAGAGUCAGACUCAGGAGAUGUUCCAGUGCCUAGAGUCAGACUAAGGAGAUGUUCCAGUGCCUAGAGUCAGACUCAGGAGAUGUUCCAGUGCCUAGAGUCAGACUCAGGACAUCAGAUGUUCCAGUGCCUAGAGUCAGACUCAGGAGAUGUUCCAGUGCCUAGAGUCAGACUCAGGACAUCAAAUGUUCCAGUGCCUAGAGUCAGACUCAGGAGAUGUUCCAGUGCCUAGAGUCAGACUCAGGAGAUGUUCCAGUGCCUAGAGUCAGACUCAGGAGAUGUUACAGUGCCUAGAGUCAGACUCAGGAGAUGUUACAGUGCCUAGAGUCAGACUCAGGACAUCAAAUGUUCCAGUGCCUAGAGUCAGACUCAGGAGGUGUUCCAGUGCCUAGAGUCAGACUCAGGAGGUGAUCCGGUGCCUAGAGUCAGACUCAGGACAUCAGAUGUUCCAGUGCCUAGAGUCAGACUCAGGAGGUGUUCCAGUGCCUAGAGUCAGACUCAGGACAUCAGAUGUUCCAGUGCCUAGAGUCAGACUCAGGAGAUGUUCCAGUGCCUAGAGUCAGACUCAGGACAUCAGAUGUUCCAGUGCCUAGAGUCAGACUCAGGAGAUGUUCCAGUGCCUAGAGUCAGACUCAGGACAUCAGAUGUUCCAGUGCCUAGAGUCAGACUCAGGAGAUGUUCCAGUGCCUAGAGUCAGACUCAGGACAUCAGAUGUUACAGUGCCUAGAGUCAGACUCAGGAGGUGUUCCAGUGCCUAGAGUCAGAAUCAGGACAUCAGAUGUUACAGUGCCUAGAGUCAGACUCAGGAGGUGUUCCAGUGCCUAGAGUCAGACUCAGGACAUCAGAUGUUCCAGUGCCUAGAGUCAGACUCAGGAGAUGUUCCAAUGCCUAGAGUCAGACUCAGGACAUCAGAUGUUCCAGUGCCUAGAGUCAGACUCAGGCGAUGUUCCAGUGCCUAGAGUCAGACUCAGGACAUCAGAUGUUCCAGUGCCUAGAGUCAGACUCAGGAGAUGUUCCAGUUCCUAGAGUCAGACUCAGGAGAUGUUCCAGUGCCUAGAGUCAGACUCAGGAGAUGUUCCAGUGCCUAGAGUCAGACUCAGGAGGUGUUCCAGUGCCUAGAGUCAGACUCAGGAGGUGUUCCAGUGCCUAGAGUCACACUCAGGAGAUGUUCCAGUGCCUAGAGUCAGACUCAGGAGAUGUUCCAGUGCCUAGAGUCAGACUCAGGAGAUCAGGUGUUCCAGUGCCUAGAGUCAGACUCAGGAGGUGUUCCAGUGCCUAGAGUCAGACUCAGGAGAUGUUCCGGUGCCUAGAGUCAGACUCAGGAGAUGUUCCAGUGCCUAGAGUCAGACUCAGGAGAUGUUCCAGUGCCUAGAGUCAGACUCAGGAGAUCAGGUGUUCCAGUGCCUUGAGUCAGACUCAGGAGAUCAGGUGUUCCAGUGCCUAGAGUCAGACUCAGGAGAUUUUCCAGUGCCUAGAGUCAGACUCAGGAGAUGUUCCAGUGCCUAGAGUCAGACUCAGGAGUUGUUCCAGUGCCUAGAGUCAGACUCAGGACAUCAGAUGUUCCAGUGCCUAGAGUCAGACUCAGGACAUCAGAUGUUCCAGUGCCUAGAGUCAGACUCAGGAGAUGUUCCAGUGCCUAGAGUCAGACUCAGGAGAUGUUCCAGUGCCUAGAGUCAGACUCAGGAGAUGUUCCAGUGCCUAGAGUCAGACUCAGGAGAUGUUCCAGUGCCUAGAGUCAGACUCAGGAGAUGUUCCAGUGCCUAGAGUCAGACUCAGGAGAUGUUCCAGUGCCUAGAGUCAGACUCAGGAGAUGUUCCAGUGCCUAGAGUCAGACUCAGGAGAUGUUCCAGUGCCUAGAGUCAGACUCAGGAGAUGUUCCAGUGCCUAGAGUCAGACUCAGGACAUCAGAUGUUCCAGUGCCUAGAGUCAGACUCAGGACAUCAGAUGUUCCAGUGCCUAGAGUCAGACUCAGGAGAUGUUCCAGUGCCUAGAGUCAGACUCAGGACAUGAAACGUUCCUCAGAUGUUCCAGUGCCUAAUGGACGGAUCAAACAUCAAUCAAAGAGCUAAAGCACAGCCAUAGAUAUAAAUAUAUGGCUCUGAGCUGAAGUAGUAGCUAUCUGUUUUAUUUAUGGCCAGAUAUCUCUGCUUUAUGUGGACACACACCAAGCGAGGCUACGAUCCUCUCACAGAGUUUAAGUCCAAAUAAAAUUCCUCCCUUUCCCUUUCUCCCUCAUCUACCCCGCUGUCCCUCUGUGAAGGUCAUCUAUAAGGAAGUCUCGGGGUGAGGUCGCUCUUCCGUUGAGAACUAACGACAACCGUCAUUUCCUUCCUCACAUCUUUUUGCAGCACCAUUGUGUGCUUUAUGGCGUGUAGCGGGGCGGAAUCACUGUGGCAGCGUGUUGUUGACCCUGGAUCUUACAGAGCACACACACACACACACACACACACACACACACACACACACAGUACUGGAAUAUGAUGAUGAUGACCGGUACACGACAGAAAUACCAACAUCAGACCUGGGUUCAAAUACUAUUCGAAAUCAUUUCAAAUACUUUUUUUUUUCUGGGCUUGAUUGAGCUUGCCUGGAUUAAUGGACCAAUAGAAUAGUCCCAACACUGUCAACCCCGCCCAUCUGGCACUCCAGUGAGGCUAGAGCAAACGCUCAAAAAUUAUUUGAAAUAUUUCGAAUAGUUUUUGAAACCAGCAGGUCCUGAUAUCAACAUCCUAACGCUCUCCAUCAGUCUGAUGUCCAGUGAAGCCAGACAGAAUCCAGUCCCAGUGAAGCAGCAACGCUCCUGGGCUGUUGUACUGGAGUUAACAAAAGAACACUUUGAUAAACAUAGAAAACCAAAACACUUGUAUUCUAGACGUAAUGUUUUUUUAGAGAGCUUUCAACACAUUUGUUCUCUCAUUAACUAUAAAAAUGUGAUAAUGCACUUUGAUUGCACAUUUAAUUGUAAAUAGUGUGUUGUACUGGGAGACACUGCAAUUAAAAGAACACUAAAGCUCUUGCUCAUUCAAAUACUUUAUAUAAUCCUGUUUUACAUGAAGACACCCUGUACCUAUUUACAUGACAUUUUAUUUGGAGACAACAAAGGACAAUGAUACCAGUCCAAGUUCAGACAGUGGGGAAUCCAUCCUGUCUGACUGUGUCUACCCUCUCAAUGAGCAAAGCGUCCCUUAAAGUCACUAAGGCACUGCAUCGCAGUGCUAGCUGUGCCACUAGGCUCUGUCGUAGCCGGCCGCGACCGGGAGACCCAUGGGGCGGCUCACAAUUGGCCCAGCGUCGUCCAGGGUAGGGGAGGGAAUGGCCGGCAGGGAUGUAGCUCAGUUGGUAGAGCAUGGCGUUUGCAACGCCAGGGUUGUGGGUUCGAUUCCCACGGGGGGCCAGUAUGAAAAAUAAAUAAAUAAUGUAUGCACCAACUGUAAGUCCCUCUGGAUAAGAGUGUCUGCUAAAUGACUAAAAUGUUAAACGCUGAACCACACUACUGACAUCUUACAAUAUUCUUUAGGUCAGUGUUUCCAAAACUCAAACAUGUAGUUUUUUUUUUUUACUUCUUUACACAGCUGUUUCAAAACAUCUAAGCUUAGUUAUGAGUUGAUUAUUUUAAUCAGCUGUGUAGUUAUGCUAGCCCAAAACCCUAAAAUGUCCAUCCCCCCUUGGGGUCCCCAGGACCGAGUUGUCAGUCAGAUCAAACAUUAUGGGAAACCCUGCUAUAGAUCCUUGGCUGAGUCAGCAGUCAGAUCAAACAUUAUGGGAAACCCUGCUAUAGAUCCUUGGCUGAGUCGGCAGUCAGAUCAAACAUUAUGGGAAACCCUGCUAUAGAUCCUUGGCUGAGUCGGCAGUCAGAUCAAACAUUAUGGGAAACCCUGCUAUAGAUCCUUGGCUGAGUCAGCAGUCAGAUCAUACAUUAUGGGAAACCCUGCUAUAGAUCCUUGGCUGAGUCAGCAGUCAGAUCAUACAUUAUGGGAAACCCUGCUAUAGAUCCUUGGCUGAGUCGGCAGUCAGAUCAAACAUGGGCGGGCCUUAGAGGGUCCUACCACACCUCCUUGCCUGUCCAAAUUAAAUAUUUAAAUAUUGAUCAUUUAUUUGACCGAGACGCGCGCUGACAGAAAGACGCAUCAAUCUCAGAUAAAGCAUCAGAGCGACGGAAACAAACAUGAGUCUGAUCUGAUGCUGUCUGGUCAAUAGGAGUAUGACAGGUCAGACAUCAGACACCUGGGAAGUAAGAUAAAUGCAAAUAAAUUCAUUAAAAAUCCUACAAUGUGAUUUUCUGGAUUUUUUUUCUUCUCAAUUUGUCUGUCAUAGUUGACGUGUACCUAUGAUGAAAAUUACAGGCCUCCCUCAUCUUUUUAAGUGGGAGAACUUGCACAAUUGGUGGCUGAAUAAAUACUUUUUUCCCCCACUGUAAAGUAAGACAGAGGGGGCGCUGUUUCACUGUUUCACAUUUUCACUGUUUGGUGUUUCGCUGUUUCACUGUUUCACAUUUUCACUGUUUGGUGUUUCGCUGUUUCACUGUUUCGCUGUUUGGUGUUUCGCUGUUUCGCUGUUUCACUGUUUCACUGUUUCGCUGUUUCACUGUUUCGCUGUUUCGCUCUUUCGCUGUUUCGCUGUUUCGCUGUUUCGCUGUUUCGCUGUUUCGCUGUUUCGCUGUUUCACUGUUUCGCUGUUUCGCUGUUUCACUGUUUCGCUGUUUCGCUGUUUCGCUGUUUCGCUGUUUCGCUGUUUCACUGUUUCGCUCACUCUGAUACUUUCUCUGAGAUUGACGUGUCUGUCUAUCAGGGCGCGUCUCGGUCAAAUACAUGAUCAGUUAUCAAUAUUUAAAUUCUGAUUACAAGUGACAAAAUGAACGUGUUUAUUCGAAUCCGGAGUGUAUAUCCAGGCUGAACAUCUGACUUCAAAGAGAUCUUUCCAUUUUGGGCAGAGUCAGUUUAUCUAGAUACAUUUCCCCUGCCCCAUUUUUGGCCGUCUCCCCCAAUAUAGUUCAAUCCAUCAACCAACUAA